AUGGAAGGUCUUAAAGAUUUGCUUGCUCCUAAAACACUCCACUGGUUCAGUUAUGUGGCAAAUGUAUUUUGGAUUUUGCUCGGAAUUAUCCUAUCUCCAAUCUUUCUAGACCUCGAAAACAGCGAACCGACAGACUUCCGUUGUGGCUCAAAUGGCGACAAGGAACUCGUUCGUGGAAAGUGUUACGAAGAGUACGAUAAACAAUACAACAAAUUCCCUGUUUAUGGAUUCGUGAUUAUUAACUUCCUUGUGACUGCAAGUGUUUGUGGAAUAUACUCACAAGCGGUGAAGUCGAAAGUUGAGGAACUUGAAGACAACCCUAGAAACCCGGAUUUAGGGCAAACUUCUAGGAAAAAGCUUUUCAAAGCGUACUGUUUGCAACUUCUCGCCAGAUUUGUUCUUGGGAUAUUUUUUCUCGUUCUGCAGACCAAAUUACUUUACCCUCUCAACUUUCCCUCGUACUUUAACUGUAACUUAACAACAGACGGGAAGUUUUCAGACAUUACGGCCAGUGCGUCUCGUAACGAAACCGAAACGCAAGCGUCAUACGAAUGUCAUAAUCAACGAGCAGCUAAGAAGACCGUCUGGGCUAAUGCCGUGAUCGUUGUAACUGGAGCGUUUGCACUCCUUGUGUUUAUCGAGUCUCUGUAUAUGUUGUUAUGGCGCACAAGAAAAGUAGGCUUCAAAGUCUUUACGGAGGACCAGGAAUUUCAUAAAUGUUAUCUGAGUUCGAGUAAGCCAACAGACGAACAAGUCCCAAGGAAAACCGAACGAUCUGAUAGGGAUCCUUUAUGUCAUUCAGAUGAGGGUGAAAGACCAGAAGAGUAUCCCAAAACGAGAGAAAACUCGCCAGAAACACUACCAGGAGAUAUUUUUAGUGCUGAAAAACAGAAGACACUUGAUGUUGGUCGUCCUGAAACUGGAAAAACUAUGGCCACUAGAAAUGAUGGAGAUGAUGAUGGAGAUGUACAAGACAAAGGCAGAAGGCUUUGGGACGCGUUAAAAAACAAAAAAAUCGAUCGCGUCGAGCGUAUAUCAAUAAUUGAAACACUACUAAAAAAGGGCGCGCCAGUAAAUUUCAGGGAACCCAAUAGUAAGGUGAGAAACUUCAUAAAUAAAGUUUCUGUAGUUAUUAUUUGCCGCGGCAUUACGCCUCACUCUUACCUACGUAAAAAGAAACACGAGAGUGCAAGGAAAUCUUAUCCAGCACACAGACAGUGCAACUCCAUCGUUCCAUCGCGUCGCAUCAUCGCUCUUUCGUUCUUCAUUCGCUCAUGACGGUGGUAAACUUUAAAUAAUUUUCCAUUGAUUUUAUGCGCGAUUGAGCUGUAUCGCGUCGAAAGUGUCAAUAAUUUCAAAUCAAAAUCUUAAGCGUUAUACUUUCUUAAAUGAAGAAAAUACAGGUUAAACCUAUUGUAUUUGGCAGUUCAACAUUUCGUACAGUCUGAUCGACUGCGCUGCAGUGCAGUGCAAUGCUCGAAUCGGCUUAGCCUUUUAUAUGUCGUCUGCAUAGUCAGUGAGUUAGUUGCCUACAGAAUCCUUGGUUUAUAAUUUCAAUUUCUUUUUCCUAACUCGGGUAUGAGGUAGUUGAUGUAAUUAGAAUCAAUCCGUGUGGUUUUGUUUAGUCUGCUUACUUAAGAGGCAUUUAUCUUUUCGGUUUCGGGGAAACCCUAUUGUUUGUUUCGCUUUCAAUUUGACAUCGUUAAGUUUGCAUUCAAUUUGACAUGGUAAGAUUAAGGUGUCAUGGCGACUGGCUGUGUUUUCGCUGUGUUUUCCUGAGCUGCGUUCUUUACAUUGUAUUUCUGCUUUCUUAUGUCUGCUCUCCGCAUCCAAACGAUUCACUGCACCAUCUUAAGGAAAAAGGAUUGAAGUCAUCUACGUCUAUCUACCGUUAUCCACGGUUUUCGCUGUAGUGUGGUCACUCUUCUCAGAAUUCGAGUCAACUUCUGCCUCCUUCUUGGGUUUCUUGCACACCGUCUCACGACGUUUUUAGCCUCAAGUUUGGCCUGCUAUCCCAACUCAGUUGUUGGGUUCCGGCUGGUACGGCUUCUUUCUUGAGGCGACAUUUCAGCCAAUCCUGGUCCAGCUCCUAACUGUAAUAAAAACUUGUGUUCAGUCUGCUGACCAUCGAGAGAUUCAAUGCGAUGUUUGUCUCAUCUGCUGAAUACACCAAACUUGCCUCCUUGACUGUCAGCUUCCCAUGGAGCUGCCCUGUGUGUGUAAUUACAACUUCAAAGAAUCUGCCUUUUUCUGAUAUUAGAAAUCCCAGCUCCGGUUUGGAUCCUUCUUCAGAUGCUGACACGAGUAUUCUGAAUGAAUCGUCGGAUAACAUUAACAUCGUCCAUGUCCAACCAACACCAUCACCAAACAGCAACCUGUCUACCUGUCAGCUCCUAAUGCUCCCCAAGAUACCAAGGUAUCUUCUGGCUUAAAGGGGAUGAUCAUCAAUUGCAACGGCCUCAAGGGUCCAUCUCGUUUCUCAGAAUUUCAAGUUCUUGACUUUCACAAACCUGAUAUCAUCUUCGGCUGUGAAUCAAAGCUUGACUGAGUGCCGACCUAUUCAGUCUGUCCGCCCACCUAUUCCGUGUCCAGAAAGGACCGAAAUCGUAAUGGGGGAGGUGUGUUCCAGACGAUUAAGUUUGAAAUCAUUUGCAAGGAAAAGCCUAACUAUAGAAAAGAUUUCGAAAUCCUCUGGUCAUCAGUUAAGAUCGGUAAAUGUAAAACUCCCCACCUAGCAUCUUGUUACAGACCACCAAAUUCUCCCCAAGAUGUUUUGGAACAAUUUUCAGAUUCCUUUAAUUGUGUCUUGGAAUCCUCUAAUCAUCACCCUAAAAUAAUAGCAGCAGGAGAAUUUAACCUUGGUGAUAUUGACUGGUCCGCUGAGGUUCAAUUUGCGGCUGCAGGCUCUUAGUGACAUCCCUGAUAAUGCCUGUUAGAAACCCUGAAGAAUUAGUCACACCCAGUCAUCCAGUUUCCUUUACUUUGCGAUAGAUGUGUUAAAAGCCUCCCAUCCCCUUCCCCCACCAAUCACCCACCCUCUGUUAGGGCUAUCUCUAGGCUGUCUGCUGGUACCUGCCUUCAUGUUCAGCUCUCUCAAAUUUUUACAUCCAUCUUGGAUUGACUACUGGCUUACUUAUCGGCACUUUUUACCAAUUUCCCUCAGAUAUACUUUCUUAAUUUGUAAAUUUCCUAAAAUUUUUAGAUGGCGCAAGUGGAAUGUUCGGACGGAACAUUUGCCGAACUUUUUUUCUCGUGGAAGUUUUUCCAUCUUUCAGGCACAUUUUGCUCAUGUUUUAGGUAAUUUGUCUAUUAGUAUUUUAUCUCCCUAGAUAAAUCAAAGGACCCCUCUUCACUUCGUAGUUUAUGAAAUUGGUGGAGAUGAUGAUCUUUUGGACAUGCUGUUAGAGAAUGGAGCUGACGCAAAUUUAGUUGACUAUGUAUGUUUUCUUCUACCUUAAGCCUUGUUUUUUUGUCUGCGCUAUGAUAUGUGUUAAAUAAACUAAAAUGGUAUUUGUUUUUUGCAGUUUGGCUACACACCACUACAUUUAGCUGCGGAGAAAGGCAAUCUCGGGGCUGUCAAGGCAUUGGUUAGAAAUCCUUACAGCCCCGCUGACUACUGCAAACAAAGCAACGUAAGUGUUUCCUUGUGAUUCUUUUAUUGUGUUGCCUAGAUCAGCCUUCAAGUAUUUACAAACUAAUUAUAAUCGAAGGUUAGGGAGUGUAUAUGUGGGCGAGAUAGAGCAAGUUUCACGCGAUAGAAGGUCCAAACGCCCGUGAUCAGAUUGCGUUUUACACAUGCGAUUGCCAUUCAUUCUUAGUGAAGGCUAUGCGAAUGCCGUCUACAUACCUGCCACUCAUGCGUAAUAGCAAACUUGAGAUUUGGAUUGCGGGCUCCUCUGGUCGCCCGCAAUUAGCUUACACUUCCUACAAAGUAACAUUGCUACUAAUAUCGCUUUGGUUCAGUGUAACACUGUUGCGCAAGGUAUACAAUUUUGGAAAACGCGUGGGAAGAAUUUCUGUUGAAUUCCCGAAAAACUUCACUUGCCCUUCGGGCAAACAAAGAACGAAAUUCCCUAGCCAAACCAGCAAAAUCCACUAGCUUCGGACAAGUUUAGAUGAGCGAAACAACAUCUUUCACGUGGAGCACUCCUUUUGAUAUAUUUCGUUGCCGUCACUGCACGACUAUGACAUGAAAUUGUCUUAUUUUGCGCUUUCUGGAGAACAUGAACAAACAAAUUUCACUUCCUCUAUCCAGUGGAUAAAUCUCCUCCCAUUUGAUCCAGGAGAGUUCAACUGAGCAAGUUGGGAUAAUCGCGCUUAAGUCUCAAAGAACGUGAAGACACUUUUUAAGUGCGGUUUCACCCGCCCUCGCUGUUUCGGUAUCUUUAACUCCCUCUUAAAACCAAGCACUUAAGACGACACUGCGACUAUGGCUGAAAACAACUAUAGUGGCAUUCAGAUUUGGGUGCAAGUACGAGGUCGCUGACUAGAAGUACAACUUUGGAAUCUUCAACCUUGUUGUUUGCCUAGUACAAAUCUCUUUCUUGUUACUGAUCAGCAGAUUACUCCAAUGACACGAAAAAACUAUAUGAAUUAUGUUUAUUUAGGAUAAUGCGCGAUGUAUCCUAAUGACACAACAACAACAUAAAUUGUUCUAAUUGAAAAUCAAGUGCCAAAUUUCCCGGAUCUUUGGUGAAAUGUAUUUUCAUUUUCACAAAGCUCAACGAAACACCGCUACAAGUAGCAGAGAGACGUGGACAUCAUCAUGUGAAGACUUACCUUCUUAAGUUGGAGAGAGGAGAGACUGACGUCCAAUCAGAUGGCACUGGUGUAGACGAAACCGUCGAUGGUGAGUCAUAGAUUUUUUCUUAGGAAAGGACCAUUAGAAAAAAGAAGGGCGAGGUGUGGGGAGCUCAAUUCAACCCUGCGAGUAGUUGUAUAUGUCUUAUUUUGGUUUGCCUGGUGUGCAUGUUUUUUCUUCUUCUUAGCUUGUAUGUAUGUCUUUCUGACUGUUCAGGCUGUAUGAAUUUUUUUUCACGUGAAUUUUUUCGUGUAUGGAUUUUUUUCUUGUCCUCUCCCUUUACUUUUCCAAUGGCCCAUCCCCUCAAACUUAAUGGUCCAUGGAAGGUGUAACACUCGCGGACGCCGAUAGGCGCGCGAGAAAGGAUGUUCUUACGCGUCCAUCGAGUUUCAUGCGCCUUAAUUUCUCUCUGUCCCUUGCCCUUUGAAACGCCUAACAAGCAGGCAAUCUGGGAACAAGGUAAGUUUUAUCGAACAAUAACAAUUGGUGAAUUUAUUUAUCUUCUGCGUAAUUACAUUGUAUUUUACAUUUGUACGAGAAGUUAUUUGAUAUGAGUGACUGCAUUUUUUGCGCAGGUUCGGUUGUGAGAGUAAAUGUUCAUGCGGAUGAUUGCAAGGUUAACCUCAUGGUCGGCAACCAUAAUGCCAUGAAUUUAAACAGUUGGUUAAGGUAAGGGAGUAGACAGAAAAUGACCCAGCAGGGUGCAAAGAAAGUCGUGUCCGAUAGCCUGGGGCAAGUGGAUUUUACUAUCGGGUUAGUGAUUUUUGUUCUUAACUUGCCCGACAGGCAAGUGCUGUUUUUGGGGGAAAUUCAAAUUACCGAAGGAUUGUAAUCAAUCCUGCUAAUCAAAAAGGGUUUUGGCGCUAGUUGAAAUGACUUGUGCGCUAGUACAUGCUAGCUACAGCUUACCCGAAUGGCAGGCUGUAAAACUGACUUUCUUUGCACCCUGCUCAGACCAAAGCUGUUUGCGUGACUUUAAUCACGUCGUUUGCAUAAGAAAAGGCCAAGUUGCUCAAAGCCUCUGAGGCUAAGCGAAGUGCGAAGCCAUUGAUCUUGAAAUAUGUUGUUAUUCUCAUGCAAAUAAAACUCAUUUUCACAAGAACACGGCAUCCGAGAAGCCCGGGGGACGAGGUUGCAUUAGUUCAGUCGUUUUGAUAGAAAAUGGCAGGAAAAUUCGCACGUUUUGGUAAGAAAGUCAAGAAAGACCACUCUUUAAGGAGGUUAUCCGCAUCGGCCUUCAGCGUCGGCGGAUAGCACUCUCCUCGAUCUACAUAAUUAUUCAGAUCAUACUCAGCCUCAUUAAAUAAUUGCUAAGAACUGUAAUCGUUGUGUUUAAGGAACUUAAAUAAUUUCCCCCUUCAAAUCAUCUGAACUCUCUUUUUCCCAAUGUACGAGAGAGUUCUCCGCGGCUGUAAGACCACGCCAGAAUUGGUCUUCUGCAGAUAAUCUGUUACAUCAGGUGCAUUUCUUGCAGGAAGUUUCCUCUGCGAAAAUGCCAAUCAUUCUAACGAAGGCAGGGGUCUAACUUCAGUGUGUUGGUGCAUGUGAAAAGGCCUUUGGCACCCACAAGGACACCUGCAAUGAAAUCAUGUCUUGGGCUAAAAUGGCUUGGCACGCGCGUCUUGCAACUGUUUGGCCCUAAUUAGUUUUCAAGCCAAGGAAGUCAUGGCCUCUUUCACCCACUUCGAGUUCUUCUAGACAACAUCAUCGUACGGCACCCACGGCAUUGUUCGUCGAGCUUCCAGCAAAUGUUCACCACCUCCGUUUGUCACUCUUUAACUCACCCCUCCGUAGUCUUAGACCCUGUUUACAUAGAGUGGGGGACCCCGGUUUACUGGGGUAGGUUUCUUUUGUUUUGUGUUCCCCAGAGCGUGAAAACAAAAGAAACCAACCCCACUAGACCGGGGUCCCCCACUCCAUGUAAACAGGCCCUUAGUCUAUUACGAAGCUGGGAUUUUUGGCUCAGUCAGUCAAGUGUACAUUUCCAUGCGCCAAAGGCUGAACAACUUAACCUGUUGUGGGCAGUGUAACAAGAAUAUUUUUGUAGGCACUUGGAGGGAGAAAUACGUGAAAAUGCAGUGAACUGGACAUCGUUUAACAAUACUAAAACAAUAAUUCCAGGAACUGACAGGAACGUCUCGUUCAGUGACCUUCAAGCUGCUCAUCGAGAAAUCCUUUUGUAACCUCAGAUGACAGCUUUAAAAUAGCGUUUUUUCUUAAUACUUGAAUUAAAUAACAAUAUUUAUACAAGAACAGCUAGCCGACUUUAAAAAUGAACCGGUUUAACAGAAUAGUGUAACUGUGUACUAAAAGUCUUCCAUAUUUAGUCACUUCAGAGUAGAAAGUGACGUAUACAAGUCGGAGCAACGUAGAUUUUGAAAUAAAUUCUUCAUUUUGUGCUGGCCCUAAGGACGUAGCCACCAAGAUGGAAAAUUGUUUGAAUUUUCACUUUUUUAAUAAAUGAAGAUAAUAGUUAUUUCAGUCUUUCCAUUCCUUAGAAUGGGAUUUUCGAUCAAAUCUCAGAUCGCUGGAUUAAAACAGCGUCUUUUUAUUUAAUUCAGCAACAAUUGUUGUCCUCAAAUAGGGUAACUUCGGAGAACAAAACAAUCUACACCCCCCCCCCCCUCCAUUCAAAGUUGGGGUGUUUUUGUUUUCCACAGGUAGCCCGAACAGCGACACAACAUUGCAUGGAGGGGAUGUCAACUAAUUUUGUUGCCGAUUGUAUGGUGAACUAAAUGUUCGCUUUUCACUCUACGGGAGAAAAUUACGAUUAUUGACCAAAUAGAACGUUGUAUAGAUUUAAAUUAUAAGAUAGUUAUUUAUUUUAUUUAAUUCCACACAGUGGAGACUGUAUUUAGAGAAGGCGCCACUUGAAAGUUAUAACGGGAACUGAUAAUAAACACUAUUAUUCAACCGACUAGGUCGGGACUCUUUGCAUGUCAAAAGACACCUUGCCCAGUAUACUUGUAAACAGAAUCGGUUUUAGUCAGUGUCUGUUUCUACUUGUUUGUUUCAUUACUAUCAAAGUUAAUUACUGUUAAACAGAUUGAACAAGUACAACGCCACGACGGUGAAGACGGCGCGCACAGAUCUUAAAAACGAGUUGACAAAGGAUAGAAAGUCAAAUCGAGCACCGGAAAUCAUGCCCAGUCCUUUCCGCGCGCUAUCGCCAGAAGUUCCCUGGGGCCCGUUUCUCGAAAGUCCCGGUAACUUUACGGGCCCGAAAUCAAAUAUUCAAAUCGAAAUAUGAAGAAUUAGAGCGCGGGUCCUGGCUAGCAAACUACUCCAUUUUGUUUCAUUGACUGACAGUUUUAUCAUGUUAGAUGCAAAACUAUUGAAACCUCGAUCUUUAAUGUAAACGGAGACAGCUUACCGGGCCCGUUAAUUAUCGGGACUUUCGAGAAACGGGCCCCAGCUCUUGUUUAUUAGCAGUUUUUCUCAAAAGAAAUAUUUUAAUAUGUGUUAUUUGAUUACAAAACAGUCGUGUAACUGUUUUUACGUUCCUUGUUUUCGUGAUUUUCUGGUUUCAGAAAUUUCCUCGGCUCUUGUUUUGAGCUAAUAUAAACACUGAAGAGGCUAAAUAACGUUUUGUUUGUUUAUUUGUUUAUUUAUUUAUUUAUUUUUAUCUGAGGAUAAAUAAAGUUUUAUGUAUUUACUUUUAAUUUUAUCUCUUUGUCUUUUAAUUCAUUUUAUGUAUACUCAAGCAAAGUGUGUAGUAAAGGUAAAGCCAACUUUAAACCUGACCAGAAUGGCAAUACCGAUUCUGAGUUUUACUUCAUCUUUUGAUUGCAAUGAUGGGAAACAUUAAUUAACAAUCUUUUCCCUUAAUUUAUAUACUUUUGAUUGUCGAAAAAACAAUUUUCCUAAAUGUCUGGAGAAAAUCACGAUAAGUUUCAAAUUUCAUUUUGGACAAUUUUGCUAACCAAAUAAGCCUUUUGCAUUUAUAAUAACGGAGUUUACCUUACACUGUUUACACUAGAGAAACGUCAGCGAAUGCUUAUCCACAUUGAUCAGUGACCAAGUUAACCAAUCUUAGUGCGCUCAUAGACCGUUAUAUAUCAACAAACACGUCAGUCACACGCUGUUUCGAUUAUUACUUCAUCCAUAAAUAUCGUAAAUUGCCAAUCUCCAUUUUCUCGCAGGUGUUUUGAGUACCAGAAAACGAUUUCUGUGAAAUCCGGCAAGUCUAUUUUUAAGAAAUCAGUCUCACUUAAAAACCUUAGUAUACUCUUGUUUCUAGUAUACUCUUCUUUUUAGUAUGAUGGUGUAAUCAAACAGCGAAGCCAACAGCAACAACUCUCCGCGACGUAUACACUUUGUUGUCGAUAAGAAUAACGUGAAUAACUGGAGCGUCUGCGUGACCUCCAAAACUGUCAUUUUAGAGGUAAGUUUGAUAGAUUUUGAUUCUUUUUAUCUUUGUGAACAAUACUUAUCUGUUGUACGACUAAGGUAAUCGAUUUUUUCCUAUCUUUUGUAGGUUCUUCUUUUUGUUUUAUUAGGGAAUUCGCCUGCGAAGGAAAUCUUGUGCAAUGGUAUGGUUAUUUUUUUUUUUUUGUUAUUGAAGUUUAAUUUUUCUUCUUGUGUUGGUAAAAGAAGUGUUUUCUAUGAUGAUAAUGAUAAAACAGCUUUUUUUAUGCUGUAAAUAUUAUCCCAAAGCAUUCUUUUUCAAAGUUGCACCGGCGCAUAUUUUCCUUGUUUGUAAUUUUACUCGGGUUGAUAUUGUUUAAUUACUUGCGCCAGUUACUCAUUGAUGGCCGCCUAUGGCUUUAUAAAUUUUUCGGAAAUCACUAAGAUAAUCGACUGAGACGUCUGUAGAUUUUUGGCCUUUUGCAAUUACCUCUCUAGAGGAGGGCUCAAACACAUAAUUACAAAGUUGUUGGUCAACGGCUUGUUAAAACUGAAGAACGUUUUAAGAUAAGUGGGAUCGAAAUCGUACCUAUAUACCCAGACUUUCGCCCACCAAACUGUUCCGCAUCUAUCUGUCCUUGGGCCUUAGUGACGUAAGUUUAGCACCUGGAAGAAGUUCUGUAUUUCAUAGAGGAAGUUGUACUCAAACAAUGCUAAGUCGUGUAUUUCGUAGUUGAGUUAUAAAAACUGCCGUAAGUCAAACAUGUAAACAACACGUCGUAAAUUGCAAAACAACCUUGAUGUCUGCUAGUUAAAAGUUGUGUGAAUAGAUCGAUUUUAUUCGUUUGUUUGACAAACAAGUUGUACAUAUUUUGUUAGAAGUCAAGUAAAUGAAGCUGAAAGUCGUAGACCUAACAGCAAAGUUGUAAAUGUAUUGUAGGAAGUUAUCUUCGACAAGGAUAAGUUGUGUAUAAAUUCACACAAGUUGUACACAAAUUCACACAUACAUUUUUGUCCCCUAUGGCGUGUCAUAAAAGAGUACGAACCCUGAACUCAGGUGACUGUUUUAAAUAACAAUAUUUAAACAAGAACAGGCGACGUUAACAAGGAGCUAGUUUAACAUAAUAUUUGUGAACUAAAAGUUUGCUAUAUUUAGUCACUGUAGGAUAGAAAGUGACGUACACCAGUCAGAGCUAUGUAGAUUUUAUAAUUAAAUGUUUAUUUUAGGUUGGUCGGGCACAGUUUCCCGGGGGGGUACUCGAUAUAUCCCUGGGUGGGGAGGUGCGGCGCGGCCCCUCAUACCCUGGCCCUGUUUAAGACAAAUAUCUCUGAUUUUCCUACCCUUUUUAAGACAGAAUUCCAAUUUUUGAUACCCUGUUUAAGACAUUUAUCCUGUUUAAGACAAAAAUUGAAAAAUCGAUACCCUGAUUAAGACAAAAAAUGAUAAAUUCGAUACCCUGAAAAACAUUCCCUGGCUGGCCGCACGUCCCCAUUAAGCCCUUAUAAGGGAGUACCCCUCGGGGCACAGUGUCUGAACUACAUCUGUAAUUUUGUCGCCGAUUGUAGUUUAAACUAAAUGUUCGCUAUGUUUAUUCACUCCAUGGGUGAAAAUUAUUAUUAUGGACCAAACAGAACGUUGUAGAUAUAAAUUAUAAGAUAGAUAUUUAUUUUAUUAAAUUCCACUCAGGAAUUCAGCCAACUAGGUCGGAUAUCGUCUGUUCAAUAAUGUACUUUUGUAUGUAAAAAGAUACCUUGCCCAGCAUACUUGUAAGUAGAAAAGGUUUUAGUCAGUGUCUGUUUGUACUUGUUUGUUCCAUUGCUAUUAAACAGACUUGGCAAAGACAACGCCACGACGGUGAAGAAGACGCGCGCAGAUCGUAAAAGCGACUUGACUGACCAAGGGUAGAAAGGCAAAUCAAACACCGGAGGUCGGAUUCAGUCCUUUUCUGCGCGCUAUCACGACAAGCUGCGUUUUCUUUGAUAAAUUUGUCUAUUAGCAGUUUGCCCUGACAGAAUAUGAUUUAUUUGAUUACAUAACAGUCUUGUAACUGUUUAUAGUUUUCCUUUUGUUCUCGAUUUUCUGGUUUCAGAAAUUUGCUUGGCUCCUGUUUUGAGUUAAUAAACACUGAAGAGGCUCAAUAACGUUUUAUUUAUAUUUUUUAAUUUUUAUUUAUUUUUAUCUGAGGAUAAAUAAAGUCUUAUGUGUGUAGUUAAAGUAAAGUCAUUUGUUCAAAAAAAAAUUUCAAGUUUAAACUUGACGAGAAUGACAAAUCUCAAACUGUUCAUUAAACCGAUUUUGAGUUUGCUCCCUCUUUUGAUUGCAAUGAAGGCACAUAUGAAUUAAUCUUCUUUUUCAGUAAUUUAUAUAAUUCUGAUUGUGGAAAAGGUAAUUUCCUAGAAUAUCUGGAAAAUGCCUCGUUAAGUUACAAAUUUCAUUUCGGACAAUCUUGCUAAACAAAUAAGCCUUCUGCAAUUAUGAUGGCGUAGUUUACCUUACACUGUUUACACGGGAGAAACAUCAGUGACUGCUUAUUGACGUUGAUUAGUGACCAAGGAAACCAAUCUUAGUUCGCUCAUAGACCAAAUAAGUCAGUCGCACACUGUUUCGAAGAUUACUUUAUCCAUAAACAUCGUAAAUUGCCAAUCUCCAUUUUUCCUGCAGGUGUUUCGUGAAAUUCGGCAAAUCUGUUUUUUGAGAAACAGUCUCACUUAAAAACCUUGGCUUACUCUUAUUUUUAUUGUAUGAUGGCGUGAUCAAACAGCGACUGGAAGAGAACAUCGACAACUCUCUACGACGAAUACACCUUGUUAUCGAUAAUAAUAACAUGAAUAAUUGGAGAUUGUGGAAGACCUCCAAAACAUUCAUUUUGGAGGUAAGUUUGAUAGUUUUUGAUACUUUUUUAUCUUUGUGAACAAGAUUUAUCUCUUGUACGACUAAGGUAAUCGAUUUUUUUCCAUAUCUUUUGUAGGUUCUUUUUCUUGUCUUAUUGGGAAAUUCACUUGCGGAGGAAAUCUUGUGCAAUGGUAUGGUUAUUUUUUUGUUUUUGUCUUUCCAGUUUAAUUUUUUUUCUUAUGUUGCUCAAAAAAGGAAAGUGUACUUUAUAAAGAUAAUAAUAAAACAGUUUAUAUAUAUAUAUAUAUAUUGUAAACAUUAUCUCUAAGAAUUUCUUUCAAAGUUGGACCUGAGCUUUUUUUGCGUUAUCUUUAAUUUUACGCGGGUUGUCAUUGUUUAAUUGCUUACUCCAGUUACUCAUUGAUGGCUACCAAUGGCUUUAUAAAUUUUUCGGAAAUCACUGAGAUAGCCCACUGAGACGUCUAUAAAUUUUACGGUCUUUGCAAUUACCUCUCCAGAGGAAGGCUCAAACACAAAUUACAAAGCUGUUGGUCAACGGCUCGUUAAAACUGAACAACGUUUUAAAAUAAGUGGGAUCGAAAUCGUACCUAUUACCCAGACUUUCGCCCACCAAACUGUUCCGCAUUUAUCUGUUCCUGGGGCCUGUUUCUCGAAAGUUCCGAUAAAGGCCCGGAAAGUUGUUGUUGUUUACAUUUAAGAUCGAGCUUUCGGAUCUAUUUGUAUUUAUGGGGACACAGAAACGUUUUACAGCUAAUGCGAUAAAACUAUCAGUUAACAAAACAAAAUAGACUGUUUUUUAUUCUUUAGAUUUUUAAAAUUUGAAUAUUUUAUUUCGCGCCCGAAAAGUUACCAGGACUUUCCUUAAACGGGCCUCAAGUUACAAGUUACAGAAACUCAGCUGGUCACUGUUAUGCACAUGGAAAUUAAAGAUACUCAAAUUGUUUGAAAAGAAUAGGUCACGAAAAUAUGAGGUGACACUUAAGUACAUUUAUAUGGAGCUAGAGAGAAAACGUCUUCAUGAUUUGUGGUAUUGACUGUCACUGGGCAUGGACAUGUAUGCAGUAAACCAAGUAUCUGACAACUGUAUUUUUGUUAUUCGUUGGUGACCAUUGUUUCUCUAGCGCCACCUUCCUCAGCUCCCCAUAAAGAAAACAUUCGAUGAACUUUAAUCGGGCACGGUUAAAUUUUAAACGUAGAUUUUGUACCCCUUGAAGUUCAAGAAAAAUUUCGAGUUUCAUACUGCAAAAUACUGAACUGAGUAUUAGACAAAAAAAUGUUUAAAGGGGUUUCAUUUGAUUGGUCAUACUGUAUGAUUUUGUCCAAAAUCUCAAAAGUUGAAAACACCAUUUACAACAUAAUAAGCAGUACCACGGAGAAGUACUGCUCAGUAGCUUUCAUUUGAAGGGUUACACUGUAGGAUUUCAUCCACAGAUUUAAAAGUUAGAACCACCUUGUACAGCAUAAUAAACAGUACAACCAGAAAGUACUGCUCAGUAGCUUUCAUUUGAAUGGUCACAUCAUGGGAUUUCAUUCACAGAUUUAAAAGGUAGAACCACCUUGUACAGCGUGAUAAACAGUACCACCAGAAAGUACUGCUCAAUAGCUUUUAUUUGAACGGUCGCACCGCAAGAUUUCGUCCACAGACUCAAAAGUGAGAGCUAUCCAGUACCUACAAAAAAUUAAAUAGUGCAAGAGGAAAAACUACUCGGUAGCUUUUUUGAGAAUUGUUACUAACACCAAACUAUAAAACUUAGAAAUACGUUCCUUUUCUUUUUGUGUUUUGUCUGAUGAUUUCAUAUGAAUUCUUUGGUUGAUCCUAAACAAAUUUCGACAGAUGAACUUGAGGUCAAACUUGUGUUUGUUAUGUGUACAGUUGUCGUUAUUAGAUUAUUAGGAAUAGGCGGAGUCCAAUUCAGUCAUACGAGAGAUUAAACAAAAUCGGACGUCCGCCUCGCUGCGGUCCGAUUUGUUUAAUCAAAACCUGAGAUCCGGCCCUUAUCAGCUUUCAUGCACGCAAUUUCUCUCACGUGGUCGCGCUCGUUUCGCCUCGCCUGCCUUUUUACAUGUAUCAAGCGAAACAGGGCCUCAAUGAACAUCACUCUUGGUGAUGUGAGCCUCCUGUACUAAGAUUUUUAUUAUUAUUCAUUGUUAAACAAAAGUAAUGUGUAUUGUGGGAGAUGUGCAACUGGCGAAUAAGAACAAUUCUUGUAAGCGGCCAUCUCCAGUUACGAACACUGCCUUCUUUGGGUGUCCACUUAUUAGAGCUUCCACUAUAGUAAUGAGUAAACGGGAGCAAUGUUAAGUCUCGAUUAUUUUAGUCAUACACGUGUGUAGACUAACCCUGCGAUCUUCAUUAUUUUGCAGACCAUGAUUUUUACCUAAAGUUUACUACGAAACAUUCCUCACUCGUUUCGAAAGUGACAGUUGCUGGUGAACAAGACAUUGAAGCAUUCACGAUAUGUGUGUGGGUCAAAACCAAUGAUGUAGGAGGCCCUUUUGGCCUUCUACGCUAUUCAGAUGAAAGUCUUAACAAUCUCAUUUCCUUAUCCGUUGAUUAUGGCAACGAGAACCUUGUACUUACUCUCCUUGAUGAACAAAGGUAAUUCCUCAUAUUUAACCCUUUCUUAAGCCCUAAGAGUGAUCAGCAUCGAGUUUUCCCUUGUAAUAUCAAUGCUUUGCAAAACAGAGUGGUCAUGAGAAUUACGGACAUAAUCACACAAGAUGAAUUUGCUUGACAUUUUAUCAACUUCUCCCCACCACUCCUGUAGGAAAUGAAUAGGAGCAACAAAUGAGAACUCAAAUUUUGAUCUUAGGGCUUAAAAGGCGCAAUAGUAUUCUCCUUUUGGAAACCUGAAGGGUACUGGAGCCGGAAUGCGUCUCGCAAGUAUUUCUGGGAUCGUUAUUGGGAACGCGCCGCUCAACUGGGCAAAAGGGAUCUUACGGGGGCGACGGCGACGACGACGGCAGACAAAACGUCCCUGAAAAAGUGAAUUCGCGUCCUUUCAAUCUUCAUCGCGAUUACUUCCAGUCUCUAACUUUGUCCGAUGUAGGCGAACCCUCCGAAAGUUGAAUUCCUAAGAACCCUAUCCAAAUUCAGAAAGAGAGAGGAAAUUUCGUCUUCGCUUGUGUACUUCCUCUGUACAACGUGAAAUUAGGCAUUUUCACGUCGUGGUCGUGCAGUGACGGCAAAGAAAUGUACAAAAAAACGUGAUGCACGUGAAAAAUGGUUGUUUUGGUUGUUAAACCUGUUAUUUUUGUGACGUUCUCGUUGUGGUCACCGUCGUCGGAUCUUGAGGUCCCUAAUAGGGAUCUUACGACGGCGACGGCAACGGGAAGGUCUUACACAAUACGUUUUAUAAGCAAAAUAACAACUCUUCAAGACGUGAAAUUAUAGAAUUUUGAGUUGACGUGAAAACGGCACCGACAAAGUGAUAAAUUUUACGAUCUCUUUCUUACUUCCGACGUGGUUCCCUCUCUUUAGUUCCAACCUAACGUCCCAACUUUCAAGUAACUGGGUGACUUGGUAUCAAAGGCCAAAAAUUUCCGAAGGACCUGAGGUCUAUUUUCUAGCGACUUUGUCAUUGGCGUCGCCGUUGUCGAAUCGUAAGGUCCCUGCCGGCCAAUAUUCUUUAAGGCCGAUUUAGAUCAGACGGUACGAUUUUUGCUCACGACUAUCGUGCGCGACUAACAUACUUCAUGACUUUCGACCAUCCACAAGCGCACAAUUUUCACUUACGACAUCCACGUGUUGUACGAAUCUCAUGUGUUUAUAGUCGUAAGCAAAAAUCAUGCCGUCUAAAUCGGCCUUUUCAAGCUCCUAGAAACAUUCCCAGAAGUCUUUGCGAAAGUUAACUCAGCCCAGUUCUCUCCUCGUUUCUGAGGUUUCGAAUUAAAGGAGCUAACAAUCAACAAAAUGAGUAACCCAUGAAAGUAACUACCAAAAAUAUUAAGGUAUGAAUAACACGACUUCGAAUACAGUAGUCGCACUGUAAAUAUCCAUGGCAGAUUAUUUUACGUUUCCUUCUACUGCUGAACGUUUGCGUUGUAGCAUUUGACCACUUCUUUGUUUAUAAAACUCUUUCUACUUUUCUCAUUAUAGAAUACUGGCACUCUUGCCUGGUAUUCGUGACAAUACUUGGCAUGGAAUCUGCGUUUCCUGGCAGACCGAGGGUGGUAGUUUCAAGGUCUACUAUGAGGGGAGACUCAUUCAGGAGAGCGUAGGUUUCAAAACCGGAAUUCAAAUACCUUCGGAUAAAACCUUUACUGCAGGAGUUGGAAGAGAUAAUAAUGAACUGUAUUCAGGACAGCUGGGGCAUAUUAAUGCAUGGCCUCGGGUCUUGGAGCAUCCUCUCUUAGCUGUACUGUCAUCUAAAUGUGGAGCAGAACGCGGAGAUUGGGUGUCUUGGCCAAUGUUUAAAGAGGAUGUUCAUGAAAUAAUUGUGGUUGAUGGAGAGACUUGUCCUCCUACGGGUAAUUUAAAUAAUUCCAAAUUAGUUUUAAAAAUAAAUACGCUUAAUCGUCAGUUGGGUAUUAGGAGAUUCAUCGCCUUCAAACGAGAGAAAUUUGCUAAAGCUAAGCAAAUAGCUUCAAAGUUAAGGUUGGCACUUGUCUCCGGGAUGAAAAAUAAUCGUAUAUUUAAAGACACCUUAAACAAGCGAUUGCAAGAAUCGAGUGACAGAAAAUAAAUUAAAUAAGUAAAUAAAUAAAUAAACGAUGGACAGAGAGUAAAAAAGAAAGAUAGAAAAUACAAAAAAAUAGAAAACAGUUAUAAGAACUUGGUACUGUAUUUUGUUAAUAGUUAUUGCGUGGUUAUUGUUAAUUUUUGUUUGUUUAGACUAUGAUUUGCCAGAAGAUCUCUUGGUACACCUUAGUCUUGACGGCGAAGAUGACAGCGAUAAGUUGAUGUAAGUUAUAUUAAAACCUUUUGAUACUGACUUGGGCAAAUUUUCUCCUGUAAAAAGAAUUUUCUGUUUUUAGGUUUUCUCUUUCGUUCGUGAUAAUCCUUGUUGGCAUGCUUAACCUCCAUGUUUACCCCUUUUCAUUUCUAGAAGUAUCCAGAGUCCGGACAAAUUCGACAAAAUUUUUAAAUUUCGUUAUGCAAAAUGCUGAAAAACAAAUAUUACCAAGUGAAAGACAAGUUCUCCUAAAGAGGUUUCAUUCGAAUGGUAACCCCAUAAACUUCAUCUGCAGACCCAAACGUUUGCACCACCUUAUUGUAAGACUAUAUCUUUCACCCUGGGAAUGAAAAGUACUAUUCGUAUAUUUUUCAAUCAUCUUAAAGGAAAUUAUGCCUUCCCCAUAUGGGAUCAAAACCAAUUUUUCACCACUUUAUUGUGGUCUUAGGUUGAGGUUUGACAUGAUCUAGGUUAAAAAAUAGGUUUUGAUGGAUAUUACCAUGAAAACGAUAUCCCGAGAAUUCGAAAUCAAAAUCUUAGAGGAAGAAUGUUGUAGCCUGCGAACGGCAGACGUUUCUCCUUGCUCUUCGCAGCUGAGGGACGUUUCGCGAAACGUCCCUCGGCGGCGAUGAGCGAGGAGAAACGUCUGCCUUUCGCAGGCUAAGAAUGUUGUUUAGCGAAUUCAAUCUGCACGGAUAAAAAUUGAAUUUAAAAGUAGUAUUCCAAUGAAACUUUAAAGAAACAACUAAAACUGGUACUUUAAAACCACAGUUAACUCUUGUAUCACUAAUGCAAUGGUACUUUGCCUUACUUUUAGCCUUAAAUACAGCGCUAGUUUCUUGGAAGGCCGUCUUGAUGGACACAACGCACUUUACUUGGAUGAAACUCGAGCUUAUGCGACAGCUGACAAUAUCACUCUCGGCCCUUCCUUCACCAUUGCUUGCUGGAUAGAACUAGUGCCUUCUGACCCACACCUUAGAGGAAUAGUUCAAAAUGAUCUACAGAUUCCUGGAUUUAUUUUUGGCGUUAAUACUAACAACCAGUUGCAGUUAACUUAUUGGGUUUCGAACGCGUCGUAUAUUUAUACCGCGGGUAAAGUCGUAGAAAGACAAUGGGUCCACGUGGCUGUGUCGUUUGUCCGAAACACGGAACUUUUCUUUUUUAUCAAUGGAUUUAAAAUCUCCCCCACGGGGAAUAGCAGUUAUCCUUGGGACAACACAACGGGGUUGUUAGAAAUUGGCAGGUCCUUCGACCCUGAUCAAAACAAGCAUUUUUACUUUCACGGAUAUCUCAGCGAUCUGUUUAUAUUUGGAAGGAGUCUGGGUGCCGAGGAGAUUGGAAAACUUAUGGGUAAGAACAAAUGUCCUCGUCAUCUUUGUUGUUUUCGUUUUUGUUUCUUUGUUUUUACACAGGUAGCCCAAGCUCGAAAUAUGAGCAUCGGGGAACAUCGGCAUUGCUGCGUAACAUUCGAAAUAUAAGGAUUUGUAUGGGAAAAAACCUAUCGUUUCUGUAACCCACGAAAAUGAAAGGAUUUCAAUAAAAAAUGCUUACCUUACUUAAAAUGAGUGAUACGUCUCUCCUGUGUGGUCCAUGGGCCGACUUAUGGCCGUUGUAUGGGUUUUUAUGUAAACCGUUUUCUCUCUAUAGUUGGAGCGAAUUUACGGCCGUUUUCCUUCGGUGGAUCAGUCGGGCCGCUUCGCUGGAGUGCCCAGCCUUGGUAAAGCUUUAUAUAGAGAGAAAACCGUUUAAAUAAAAGCCCAUUAAACGGCUAUAAAUCGGCCCGUGGACCACACAGGAGAGACUUAACACAUAUUUUAAGUAAGGUAAGUUGUUUUUUAUUGAAAUCCUUUCAUUAUCGUAGGUUACAGAAACGAUAGGUUUUUUCCCAUACAAAUCCUUGUAUUUCGAAUGUUACGCAACAAUGCCGAUCGAUGCUCGCCGAUGCUCAUAUUUCGAGCUUGGGCUACCUGUGGUUUUUGUUGACUAUUAACCUAUGUAAACGGCGAAGACCAGAUAAUUUUGAUGCCUUUAAAUGUGAUCUUAAAGAAAUCCAUGAAAACUCUCUGUAAAACGCUUUCAGAGUUCCAUCAACUUUUAGAUAUAUCAACGGUGUCAUCUUGUUAGUACAAAAAGUCUUAUUUUUUCUGAAGCUUCGUUCUAUACCGUACAACAGUGUAACAUUCACUGUCAGUUUUAUGGAUCCCUAAAAACUUUUUUUUUUGCUCCUUUUAAUUCGUUGUUGUUGUUUUAAUGUCUUAGGCCGGUCGCCAUCUUGUACUUACACGGAUUGGACUUGGUCUCGGUUAACACCCCUAGAAACGCCAACAAAUAAGUACCGAGAAAUGUCAUGCCGAGGGAUCGGUCAGUGCACACAAACGACUCCCUGGCUACCAGGUAUUGUUGAAAUGUUUCCUCGAAAAAAUAAAUAAAUACAUCUCUAAACCAAUCUGCGAUGGUUAGAAAUCCUCAAAAAGACUCUUUCUGAUGUUUGAUGUUUUUUAGAAAAUGUAAUUGACAAAAUGGAAGACUGAAUUUAUAUUCAUUUGCGCCCGUCUGAUUGCCGUAGCAGCUCCUGGCUUUAGCCAAAAAAUAAAAAUUAUCAGACUUGAUAAAUAUUUAUGAAUCGCUUCUGUGAUUUUUGAAUAUUGAAUACUGAUUUCCAAGGUAUGUAUAUCACACUAAACGGUUUUUCAACGAUAACAGGUACAACGAACUAAAAGUUAAAAGCUGGGAUUUUCUCUCCCACUUUUAGGUGUUUGGAUAUCAGAUGAAAUACUGUGUCAUGUUUGAUAAAAAGUAUGGCUGAAGCCUGUUGGCGACACAAACACAAGCGCACAAAAAAGAACGUCAAAAGAGUAUUAAUUUUAAUAACCAAAACAAAAUCUUUGCACGCUCAGCUCAAUUUUUGCACAUUUCUCUGCUGUCACUACACGACUACUACGUGAAAACGCCUAAUUUCAUGCUCUAUAGAGGGUAAAACUAGCCACGACGAAGUUCAUUUUUCUUUUUGAACUUGGAUAUGGUUCUUAGGAAUUCAACCCCGGGAGAGGUGGCCCAAAUUUGACAAAGUUAGUGAGUUGGAAUAAUCCCGCCGAAGAUUGAAAGAACGCGAAUUCGCCUCUUCAGCGACGUUUUCGCCGCCGGUGCCGUCCUCGGAUCUUAAAGUCCCUAAAACUCUUGUGAAUGCCCUCGUGCUUGCGUUUUGCUUGCUUUGCUGGUGAAAAACAAGCUUUAUUGCUCCAAAGCCCUUCUACAAAAUAUAAGUUCUGAAAAGCAGAAAAAAAAACUGUUCAAGGAAAUGUGAGCUGAAGUGCACUUCCUCUAAAUACAAUCAGCUGAGUUCCUCUUUGAAAUGUAGCGAUGCUUAUUUAGUCACUAGGGAGCUUUAGCAAAGACGACGGUGACGGUGACGGCAACGAGAACGUCAAAAAAGCAAUAGGUUUAUUAAGCAAAACAACAAGUUUGCACGUGCAUCACGCUUCUUUGUACAUUUCUUUGCCGUCAGUGCACGACUACGACGUGAAAAUGUCCAAUUUCACGUUUAUGGACGACGUAAACAAGGGAAGACGAAAUUUUCUCUCUUUCCAAAUUGACUGCGGUCCCCAAGAAAUCAACUCCAGAGAAAUUCGCCCGCAUUUGACAUUUUCUGCGCAUUGGAAUAAACGCUACAAAGUUUGAAGAAAAGCAAAUUCCUUUUAAAAGUGGCGUUUUCGCUGCUGUCGCCGUCGUCGAUGCUAAAGCUCCCUAUUUUCUUCCAAGGUGACUGCAGGGAAUUACUUUUAACUGGAAACAGAGCUAGUGGUGUCUACACAAUAAAUCCUCUAAACGAGGUAGAGUUUCAAGUGUUCUGCGAUCACGACACGCAUGGCGGAGGUUGGACAGUGAUCCAGAGAAGACGAGGAAACGAUGUCACAAAUUUUAAGAAGAGUUGGAGUGAAUAUAAAGCAGGUACAUUUUGUUGUAUGGCCUAAGAGUGCGCGCUCCUAUUGGUUAAAUCGAGGUCACAUGACAAUUAACAGAAAGUUUUCUGAGCGGGCAAUAUUGCAAAAUCUAUGACCUAAGAGAGUAAACGUGCAAUGUCACUCAUGAAUUUUAACCGCUCUCUUAGUUUUACGUUCAUAAAGUUUUCUUCUCUGGCUGUAUAACAAACCACUUACUUUUUUCCCUCCUUGGAUCUCAGUGUCUCGUUCGGCUCCAUCUCGGAAAACAUUGAAAACAACCCCCGUAUUUUCUGGGCAGAUGUCAUAUGAACCUAAUUUGAUGGCCUUGGAUACCUUGAGUCUCCCCAGUUGUAAAGCAUCUCAUCAAGUAACCAGAUGGUUCCUGAAUCACAUGCGUCACUGACUGGACAAACGCCAUUUUCAUAUAUUCACCAGGCUUGUUAUUCACCAUUACAUUUGUAGAAGGAAAGUGAAGCAUAAAUAGGGGUAUUGUAAGUAAUUUGAUAUAAGGAGACGAAUCGUAAGUAGUCGCCUCCCACUUUUGGAGGUCGGUGUUGGAGAAAAAAAGAGCGAUGCGCUUCGCCAUCCCCCCGCCUCCUCCUUAAACUCCGGGCAGAGGGCCCGCUCUCAAGCAAAUAGUUUUGGUAACAUUGCACAGGUGAUUAAAGGUUUAGAAAAAACUGUUUGAGACAGUCAAAGCCAAUUAUUCGGAGAUCCUUGCUCGGUUGGGAAAAUGCUACUGAUCCCAUUCAUUGGUUGAACUUUAUUCAAGACAGUUAUCGUAGCGAGUUUAUUACAUUUUCGUAAAAUCAGUUUUUGUUGUUGAUGUUUUCGUCGUUCUCUCAGGUUUUGGCGAAGUAAACAACCAAUCAGAGAUGUGGCUAGGUAAUGACAAUAUCUACGCCUUGACAAGCAAGAACACAGAACUCUUGAUUCAACUGGAAAUCUCUGAUGGAAGCAAAGGCUAUGCUAUUUACAGUAACUUCCAUGUCGCAGACGAAGGUGCUCUUUACAAGCUGUCGCUGGGAGAGUUUUCCGGAAAUAUUCCAAACGGUUUCGAUUCGCAUAACGGUUCUAGUUUUGCAACUCCAGAUAAAGACAGUUGCGCACUAUCGCAAAAUGGUGGAUGGUGGUUUACGACGGCAUGCAGUGAGAACGCUUCGCUUAACAGUGCGUCAAUAAAGUGGGUUGGCUUUCCUACGCAACUAUUCCCGAGUAUCAUCAAGACUGAAAUGAAAAUAAGAAGAACAGAUGGUAAGAGAAAUCCCAGAUACGUUUAAGAGAUCUCUAACUUCAGGAGUGUGAUCAAAAUCCUUUGGAGUGAACGUUCGAAUGAAAGCUCCCGAGCAGCACUUUCCAUUGGUACUGUUCAUAUUUACUAUGUUGUACAAGGUGGUUCUAACUAUUACUUUUGAGUCUGUGGAUGAAAUCCUAUAGUGUGACCAUUUGAACUAAAGCUACUGAGCAGUACUUUCCCGUGGUACUGUUUAUUAUGCUGUACAAGGUGGUUCUAACUUUUGAGUCUGUGGAUAAAAUCCUAUGGUAUGACCAUUUAAACUAAAGCUAUUGAGCAGUGGUUUCUGUGGUACUGUUUAUUGUGCUGUACAAGAUGGUUCUAACUUUUGAGUCUGUGGAUGAAAUCCUAUGAUGUGACCAUUCAAUUGAAAGCUACUCACUGAGAGCAGUACGUUCCAGACCUUCCAGUGUUACUGUUGUUUAUGCUGCACAAGGUGGUUCUAACUUUUGGAACUGUAAUGUGUUCUCAUUUUAAUAAAAGCUUCUUUAAACUAAAAAGCACUAAUUUUCCCAGGGUACUGUUGGACAGACAGCGUCUGUAAUCGUAAGGACGGGGGCUCGAGUUCUGCUCUGUCUGUUUCUGUCUCUCCGUCUGGCUCCCUCUUGCCAGUUUAUCCUGUUAUUUUCUCUGUCUGUGUAUUUUCUGCUUUAAGAAAUGUUAGUAAGGUGCCUGUAGACUAGCUAAAGAAGCUAAGUUCACUUCUAACAGAAAUCAAGAUUUACUUUUACUAAUUGAUAUCGUCACAUCUGCCCUUUUUUCAUCAGGUUUUUCCGGCGACUUUGACCUAAAGUUUCCACCGCGUUCGACUGGUUAUGUGUACUGGGAAAAUAUCUUAACUGACUUCGCAGCUUUCUCCAUUUGUCUCUGGCUUAGAUUUCAACUACCAUCACAUGGAAACGGGAUGAGCUUUCUUCGAUACAUUGCUGCAAACGGACAUUUCUUCAGCAUACACUACGAUAGCAAUAUAGUGGAGCUGCGGCUUGUUCAACCUGGGUAAUCAUGAACUUUCUGUAAUGUCAAUUUUGUUAGUAAUUUAUAGUCCCCUCCCUUACACAAGUAGAAAACAAAACGGAAUUUCACAUCAUUGUGCAAUUUAUCCACUCAGUCGCACCAGACCACGAGCGCUUUUGGACAGGUCUGACAUCCAUAAGGUUGCUACGAUACCAUCUGGGUUGAAAGAAGAAUUACGUUUUUAACUUACCACCUUGAUUUCUUUGCUAAUUUUUUACAGUUCUUUCGAGUAUUGGAAUUGUAGUAGUUUGUUAAACUGAUCAAUUAGGGCGGACGUCCUUAACCAGUCAGCGCAAAACCCGAACUUGUGAACUUCGAAAUGCCAGCAGAGCGCGCCUUGACCACUCUUGCAAGAUGUUAAUCUUAAGGGUGCAAACGGGCCAUCAAUGUUGGGAGUUAAUGCGGUCAUGUUAGCAGUGGUGUGCAAACGAAUGCAACAACUCAUAACAAUGUUGGAACCUGCAGUGCAUCAUGGGAAGGAUACAACCCAUAAGACCUUGGAGACCAUGUGUAAUGCACGUGCAUUACAAAGUUUGGAGAGCUGUACAAACGGAUGCAACAUUGUUGCGCUACGCCUCGGCGAUCACGCAACCAAUAAAAUGUUGGGAGUUGUUGGUUCAAAAGUUUGACCGGUUUCAAACUUUACGCAACAACUUCCAACAACAUGCAACAGGGUGUGCAAACAGACGCAACAUGUAACAUCCAGCAAUGUUGGGAGUUGUUGGGCGACAUUGUUGCGUCCGUUCGCACGGGGCUUAAUAAGUAAAUCGCUCUGUCCAUUUUUAGUGAUGCGGAGCAUACGUUCACCGCCAAUGAUGCACUGGGUUUCGACCACUGGUACCACAUGUGUGUUACCUGGACACAGAACGACGUUAUUCAAGGUGGAGCUGCCAGUAUUCACGUCGAUGGUAGUAAUAUCGCAAAUCAACAGGCAUUUGCUACGGGGGUUUCUUUCCAAGGUGGAGGGACAAUAUGGGUUGGUAAUGUCGAAGGAUUAAACAAUCAGUUUGAGGGGCAAAUCACGUCCAUGAAUAUGUGGGACAAGGUUAUAACAACAGCUUCAAUUCAAAAUCUCGCGAAUGGAUACCAAACGGAAGCGGGUAACGUUCUUCACUGGAGUUUCUUCGCUGCUAUGGCUCAUGGUGAUGUGCAGCUGUCGGCAUAUUCAUCUGUCUCCCCAAAAGGUACAGAAUAUGAACUUCAGUGCCCCGUUAAAGGAAUUUAUCAAUCCAUCCGUCUGUCUAUUCACACGUCUUUACACCUGCCGAUCCUUCCAUUUAUUCAUCCAUCCAUUCACCAAUUCAUCCAUCCAUUUUCCCACCCAUCCACCCAAUAACUCAUCCUUCCUUCCUUCCUUCAUUGCUCCAUUCCACCCAUCCAUCCAUCCCUCCUUCCUUCCUUCCUUUCUCCCUUCCUUCUAGUUGUUUUCUUCACUAUACGCCAAGGACGGCGGCACAUUCUCCUCCUCGAGUGCAAACUAUUAGCCGGUACCUGAUUCAGUACCAUUACCAUUAACAAUUGAAAGAAGAAGUAGAUGUUUAGUUUACCAAAUUCGUUGCUAGGCAAGCACACGUUGCUCUCCUUUCAGUAGUGCGUCACUCAAUUUUUCUUCCCAAAUUAGAACAAUACCACUGGACUUUUGACGGAUCAUCCACAACGGAUAGUUUUGACAUCCUGAAGCAAAAAGCAGCCACCCUAACGGGGGCGAGAAUACCUGAUACCCGACCAUCUCUUUUGAUCGAAGAAGAAGGGCAGUUUCUGACUGAGCUCAGCGGCGACAAGGGAGUCACUGUCUCGUUUUCCAUGAAGCAAGCUGGUAAGUCAUGUUUUUAUAAAUUGCUCAAAAAUUGAGAGACAAGGAAAAUUAUGCACAUUGGCGUACUUGGAUAUCUGAUGAAAAAACUUCGCGUGUUGUUAACGAAUCGUGAUUUUCUUUUGCCGUUUGUCGGUGACGUGAUUCCAAAUAUAUCUCAUCGGAUGGUGCCGGGUAAUACUGAUGGCUAUGACGAUUUUAAGACGAUGUUGACGACGACGAUGAUGAUGAUGAUGGUAAAAAUAAUGUUGAUGAUGAUGACGAUGAUGGGGAUGCUGUUGUGGUGAUAAUGCUGAUGGUGAUUGUGAAGUUGGUGCUAAUUACAUUAGUGAGGUUGAUAGCCGUUGUUAAUUAUUGUAACGUGUAUCAUCCUUUUAUUUUUACCUACUAGCCAUGACCUCUGACAUACUUCAGGAUGAUUUUGCAAGUAUCGAAUUUCUGCGCACGGCAUUUCCAUUUUUUAUCCGAGAAAGAGCAAAUUGGAAACGAUGCUACUUCGCCCAGCAAUCAUCCUGGAGAACGGAAGAGUUCCACUCCAGUUGUGAUUACAAAGGUCCUUCUUUGACCAUAAUUCAAGUCGGAAAAUACGUUUUUGGAGGGUUUGUGGAGCAGAGUUGGGGUGGUAAGUGUCCUGAGGUUCUCUUCGGGUGUACUUUGUUGAACCUGUUGCUUUUUUUAAGGGAAGGCUCCCAACUUCAUUUAGUCAUGGAUGUUUUACGUCUAUUAUUUCUUUCGUUAUAGUGUAUUUUGUAACCAUUUAGGUCAAACCCCAUGAUAUUUACUCAUUUUUAUGCCAUUGUAAAUUAUCCGAACCCUUUUUUGUUCAAUUUUUAAUAAUGCCGUUGUGUUAAAACUGAGCGAUCCUAUUCUAGUACCUGGCUGUUGAAAACGCAUCCCCAGUGUAGUUAAUGCCAGUCCGGCACAUCUCUAAUAGCCCUUAAUAGGCAAACAGACCAACUAACAAAGUUGGAAAAAGUAUGCUUUCGUAAAGGAUUGUUAUAAGAUUUAAAUUCGAUCUGUCUUUUCUUACCUUGUGUCCUACUAGGAUUACCAGCGGACAUUGGAAACCAGCAUGAAGGAUUUCUUUUUAGCUUGUUUAGCCCGGCGAGCGAGUCACCACGCCUUUUCCCUGUGCAGCACAACAAGACGUCCGCAAGAACAGAUCCAACGUUAGGCCCUAGCUUUGGACAGCGGGACCUCGAGCUCUUUCAAGAUGCUUCUGGCAGACUGAAGGGUUUUAGUAAUUUGGGAGCCUCAUUUAAUCUUUCGAAUAUUUCUUGGUCCCCCUCCAAAGCUCGAGAUUUUUUCAUUGGAUCUCCUCAUUUUUACCCGGACGAGGUUGAAGUGUUCUAUUACCACGGUAAGUGUACACGAUCUCCGGCUAUGAUUUUUAGGGAUACCAGAACGUAAACCUCGUAAAGUAGUUUUACUGUCAAGACAAUUUACAGUAAGCCCCCGCCUAAUAAGAACCUAGUUCUUUUUUAAGUCUGACGAAAUAGGUUCUUGUAUUUUGGGGUACGUAUUGGCGAUUUAGGCUAAGAAGGUUCUACAUUAGGUUCUUAAUUGCUAUGAAGGAGCUAAUAGAUUGUUGAUUACCAGAAAAAUAAAUAAACUUUUUAUUUAUUCACAAUUGUAUUACAUCCCUAACAAAAUUGACUACCGAAUUUAUAUAUAAAUUAGUACAGUAUAUUAUUAUUAUACUUAAAAUUACAGUUCAAAGUUACACUCCUUUGUUAAAAGUGUUUAUCAUAAUUUAACUGUAACCCACAUGUAAGAACCUGCUUGAUCUUGCUUGGCUAAACAGGUUCUUGUAUUUUGGGACAUUAAAGUGGCAAAUUUCUUCCAGGAGGUUCUUAAUCUUCAGUUUCUUAUUAGCGAGUGUUUACUGUAUUUCUUUAAAAGAGUAGCAUGUGGUCAAGGAGAUUUUCCAAGUACCUCGCAAAGUUAACUUUUGAUGAUUCAAUUAACAAUACAAGGUUGUUUGUGCCCGUGGACUCAAAUCGCCCAAUAAGCGCAACUACAUCAAGAGAUAUUAUGUAAACGACAGAGAUCAAUAUUUAACUCGUGGCCUAUAUUGGUUCGAGUGAUAAUUAUAACAGUCAUUUAAUCAUUUAUGUUAUAUCCCUCAGCUACUCUUUUGUACGGCUCACUAAAUUUGAGCGCUUUCUUUUCCACUCGCCCGAUUAAGUUCAGAGAUAUAAUAGAUUAAUAUGUUACUAACCUCCUUGUCUCAGUCCUUAAAUUAGGUUAUGGAUCCUUGUCUUUCCCGUUGAUUUAUAGCCCAGGCGUGCCAGAUAUAGUUUAGUAAGAGGUAUAAGGUAAUUGUUUUUGUUUGUUUGUGUUUUUUUUUCGCAGUGCCUCACAAACCUGUAGGACUUGAAAACGGCGCCAUAACUAACGUCCAGUUGAGCAGUUCAACCACUUCUGAUGGUAAUAUUUUUGCACACCACGCGAGGCUGAAUGCCGCAUCAAUUUGGUGUUCCGAGGUUGGAGACCCUAAUUCAUGGCUACAAGUGUUAUUGGGAAAACAAUACACAUUAACGCACGUUGCUAUCCAACAAACGUUUGAUGGGGACAGCGCCAGUUUUAACGUAGAAAGUUUGACAGUAAGAUACGAAAAAACUGAGGCUGGAGAAAACUGGAUAACAUACAGCAAGGUCGUGAAUGGAAUGUCAUUUUCGAAGGUAUUAUGGAACAGUGUAAGAUUCUGGGAAACUACCCAACCACCUACCCCUCCCCUGUCCCAAAACUUUGCCCUAAGAGAGAAAGCAGUUAGGGUAACGUAAAUGUAACUAUCUAGAUCUAUCUAUUUGUUGUUUUGUGUUUUCAUUCAUUUCUAAAUUCAUUGUUGUCAUUUCAUAGUGUUUUACCAUAUUGUGCUUCUUAAAGUAAUAAAUAAGUAAAAGUAGAAGGUUAACAUUUUUUUUUUUAUAUAUUUUGAAGUUACGGAAAGUAUGAAUUUCCCUUUUAAGUAGUAGUGGAAAAUAAUUGAAUGGGCUCCUUGUUUCGUUGGACUUAAGACGCUUGAAACAUGCAGUCAUUUGAUCAAUUUAGGUUUCUGUGAAGCUGCCCACCUACCCCUCCCCUAAGCCAACAUUUUGCCCUAAGUGAGAAGUAAGUGAUAAUGUUGGCUUAGGGGACGGGUAGGUGGGCGGUUUCUCACGGAAACCUAAAUAGACCCAAUGGAGACAAACAUUUUUGGCGGAAUUUAUAUACGCAAAACAACAACAACAAACUCUGUUGGCUAAGAAAUACAACAACGCAAUACUUGUAAGCCCACAGGUGGCUUCACGAUAUUAUUUAUUCAGGUUAUGAUACGAAACUACAUAGCUUCCACUGAGGGACCCCGCCGUCCUUAUCCGAAAAGGCUAGAGCUGGCCUGUCCCGGAAUACCCGACUGUUCCGCUUCACAGCACAGACGCGCUAUAGCACCAUCACCUUUAUCAACCUACUGCCGUUUCAGACAACUUCACUCCUCCAGGCCAUUCAAUCAGGGACAUAUAACUCAUUCCCUUGUAGAACUUAAUUCACACAAGGAUGGUAUCCGUAAAGUCCGCGAAGGAUUUUUUGUUUCAAAGGCAAUUAGCAGACGAGACGAAACUUAACCUACUUUUAUUUUUAUAGUAUAUAUAUAUAAGUUUCCGUCCAUUGUCUUUCACCACCAAUCGCAUUUUAUUUUUAAUUUUGUAUUAUUUCAACAUUGUAACCGUUUAUUCUAUGUUCACUUAGCUUUUCUAGCCCCCGAUAAAUAGUAGUUUUGCGUAACCGAAAUAUUCGGAAAAAUUACCCGCCCUCCAGCCUUGCCUUCAAUUUUGAGUGUUCUUUCUCUCCAGUCUCCACAUCUAUUUGAGGCAACCAGGCGGCGUCUAAGUCUCAUUCCUUUCGUCCCUAGACUGCCUUUGUCAACGACACGGCGGCAGUGGGAAUUUUAACCGAAAUGCAUAGUAUCUACUGAAUGUUCCUUUUUUUUUCAGAUUGUUCGCUUUAAUCGUCAGAAUAUCGAUGGAAACGCGGAUAUACUGACAGAAGCAUUCUUCCCUCCUUUUGAAGCUGUUAAGGUUCGUCUUGAGGUUGGCCUCGGAGUAAAAUGUAUGAAAACGGAAUUGUAUGUUUAUGAUGCAGGUUUGUUUCCAGUUACUUGUUUUCUAUCUCGAUUUUAUCCCCGGCAUUCAUUCUUGCCUUCUGUCGUUCGUUCGUAAGUUCGUUCGUUCGUGUGUUCGUCCGUUCGUGCUUGACUUCGUUCGUGCGUGCUUGACUUCGUCCGUUCGUUCUUGACUUCGUUCGUUCGUGCUUGACUUGUUCGUUCGUUUGUUCAUUCAUUCAUUCAUAUAUUUUUUAAAAUUGAGUUCAUUUAUAGUUAAGAAUUUAUACUACGUAACACUACAUUAAGCAACACCAAAUAAUUCAACGAUGAAUGCUAACGAAAGGGAACUAAGGAAGGUAGGCUGCCCAUGUAGAAGAGGAAAACCACGUGGCAAUGGUUGUGUUAACGGUUUAGUUAGUUUAGUGCAGGUGAUUUUUCUCUGGUGGAGAGACGGUAAGAGUUUGAAAUUGCUUGCCUGAGAUAUUUUGAGUAUACGCUUUCAACCUGUAUAGUCCCGUCUCUCUCUCUCUCUCUUCACCACGAGCGUGGGAUCUUCUGGCGGGACGUUAUAUUUCGCGGGAUCGUAUGCUUCACUCGCUGUCUCCUAAGAAACCUAAUAGACAGCUAUAUAGUUAAGACUAAAUUGGUCAUUGGAGAGAUGUUGGGUGGGGGGGGGGGGAGUUGAGGCAGCACAACGUUAAGUAUACUAGACUUGUUGAUUAAUAACGUAAGGUAUGGCAAAAGAUAAUUUAAUGUUUCCCCGACGAAAUUUUCUGUCUCUGAGAUUGGCGAUCUUACUAAGUGGUUUACGAGAUUCAAAUAUGACACGCAUCCUGUCUUCCCUAAUGCAAGUAUCAGCGAUAUCGAAGCGCAUUGGCUUAUAAACGCUCGACCGUUUUCUUAGAAUUCAUAAGCGGGACCAUUGGUAGACGCUCAUUAUUAUACUGAUGAACGUUAUUUUUCUUGAAUUAUAUUAUUCACCAUGUGGGUUUCAGCUAUAGUCGUGUCCCACACCUUUAUUAAAGUGUUAAAAAGAAGUUUCUUUACAAGGCGGACAUGACCCAAAGGUGUUCCUUUUUCUUUUACAGAGAGGUGCUGUAUAAUUUUCCACAAUUAACAAGUUCAUUUUGUUUCUCUUAGGUUGUUCGCAAGCUUACGGGGUGGGAGAUGAUACCAUUCCUAAUGAACGUCUCUCCGCUUACGCGUUAAUUGAUCCUGAUGAAAACGAAUAUAACUGGCCCCCCCUUGGUCGCCUCGGCCAAACUUCAUCAUCGCGUGCUUGGGGUCCUUAUAAACAUCCCCAAUAUGGAUUCGAUGGAAAUUGGUUUCAGGUAGAUAACUUAAGCAUAUCACUUACAUACGGACUACUCUCUUUGUAAGAAGGCCAUCAGUGGUAAGAUGGUCUCAGACUGGUCUGCGAAAAUAGCCGACAUUUUGCGACUCCACCAAUUCUGUGCCCGGGUAAUGACGUCCGAGGAACGAGCGUAGAAAUUCCAUACUGAUGGCUUGUCACUUCCCCAACCUGGGCAACCUUCCGAUCGGCUGAGGCAAAUUUCCCCAAUUAGAAGCACUGUUUUCUCAGGAGAGUCUCAGCCGAUUUUAACUAUCUAACUGUAACUUAACUGAUGUGAAGUGUAUAUGAAAUAAUUCAUUUUUGACUUUCAUCUUUGUAACUUAACUGUCUGUAAGAUAGACAUACCUCUAAUGUAGACAUCAGUAUUAGGUGUCUUGCUCCCUUUGUCAUUCCAUUGCGAAUUGCCUACUCUCUUCAGGUGUAAAUCUCCUUCUCGUGUUUGAUAUAUUAUUCCUUUUUUUAAUAUCUAAUAAAACACUGCGUCUCGUGUUUCAGAAACAGUUGAACCUCAAAUAAGUCUUUGCAGAAAAAAUUAUCGCUUAAUCAUUGUUAACAAAACUUCCAAUGUUUCCAUGGUGACGCUGUGAGUUUCUCUGAGAUGACAGGAUGUUUUGUAGGUGGAUUUAGAGGAAGAAAAGGAGGUAACCUGUAUCGCAACCCAAGGAAGGACAGCACCUGAACAGUAUACCAAAGUAUAUGAAGUGUCAUACAGCACGAAUGGGCAUGACUGGACGUUCUAUAGAAACAGCCGUGGUGAAAAGGUAAUCGACUUCAGACCCAGAAAUAAAUAGGUUCAUAUGAAGUGCGCUUCCGCCCCCUAGGACUGCAAUACGCAAGGGAUCAUGAUGCAGGGACUUAUUGGUCAGAUUGGUGCACUUAGAUCACAUGAUUCAAAUCCUGCGUACUAACUGAGUAUUCCCUGGGCAGCCCUUGCCACUACUUAUGGCCCACGGUUAUAACGUAUAUAAGGACCGAGCUUCCUUUAUACUCUUUUUACUGCCGCUCAAUUGUGGUCAAACUUUCCCUUGCAAGUUGAAAUCAGAGGAAAUUCAAAAACACCGCUUUGUUUCAGACCUCAGGGAAAUAAUUCCCUAUAAAGACCUGCACCGGGGGGAAGGGCUCCGCCCAAAGGGCAUCCUUUUUGAGGUUUCAGGUGUAUGAAUGGGUAGAAGUUUCACAAGUUUAAGUAUAUGAAAGAGUAGUGAAAUCAGUCAUUUCCAUUUUUGAAAAGGCUUUUGAUUUAAGUACUACGACAAGAAACCUCCCUGUUUUAUCGAUUUAUUCAUAUAAAGAAGACGAACCAGUUACAGCAGUUAAAAAAGAUGCAGUAUUCUUUUGUAAUUAUGUGAAAUGGGUACCAUUUAUCAAUGGAAGGUGUACAAAAAGAAUACCUUUCCUGUCAUAACCAGUGUAUCAAUGGGUGAAGGGUUGGACCUCGGGGCAGAGCCUUUGUUGAAUGCUUCCCUUUUUUCGGGUGUGAUUAUCUCCUAGUCUCAGACGAGGAGCAUUAGCUGGAGGCGGUCCUUAAAAUUUGCAAGUGCAGUUAUGUUGAUUCUUGUAUCAUAUGCAUGUCUGUUUCAAAUCACGUGACUGUUUCGUCUAGGGGCUAUCUGCAAACUCGGACCCAGGAAUGACCGUCACAAACUGGCUGCAACCACCCAUCAGGGGAAGGUUUAUUCGCGUCCAUUUGAUCGAAUGUAACAAACACUGCAGGAUUCGGUUAGAAUUAUAUGGAAAACGCGAUUUGUCAGGUACUGUUUGAAUUAAUAGAAUCUUGGCUAGUCACCCUUUCGUACACUCUCCAGUAUGUACUGAAGACAAACAAAGGACAUUGUAAAAAGGCCUGUUGUUCAAGAGACAAUACUUUUUGCUUGGUUACUAUACUAGUUGUAGCUUUCGCUAAGUGCCAACGAAAGAAAAAGAAUUUGCCUACAUCACCGGUUUUAGUUCCAAUGUUUAUAAAGCCGUUUCAGCUGCUAAGGCGAAAAUUUCCACUACUAAGCACUCCUCGUUCCUACAUUUGUGCCAUGCUCUUGGCCUUAAAAUCGCUCUUAUUGUUCUGCUUAGACAUUGUAAACCUUAAACUUGUCGAGUUUCAAACAGCGAAACGGAAAUAACAUUUAUUGGUUAGCGCGAACUUGAAAUAGCGAGUUGUAGUUAGUACAAGCACAGUAGUGUGGCAGAGAACAAUGGCCGAACUUUGAAGGUUUGUUUACAACAAAGGUCAUCAAAAGUCACGUGAAACUACACGUGAAAUCCAACGCCACUAAAAUCGCCAGGGAAUGUACACCUUACAUUACGCUUUUCACAGCACGAUCAAGAAUGUUUCUGCCUGCUGCAAUACUUCGCGUGGCAUUAAGCUGGCCUCCUCGCAAGCCGACCGUCUUCGCUCGGCUUGCUCGUCGGCAAUUAUUGUACAGUCGAAGCUUUCGUAAGCGUCCACCUCGGAAGUUCAAAAAAGUGGUCGCAUGGAAAAGCAAUAGAGAGUGGUCGCUUACGAGAGCUUCGUUUUGCUUGGUCCUCUUUUUCACAUAGCCCAACUUGUCUUAAAGCCUUUUAAUACUCUUUCAAUGCAACCAGAACCUAAACUUUUAAACCUUGCGACAAUGUGGUAUUAAUUCCUUAGCUAAUCUGGACUGUAAAUCUUUGAUGUAGAUUUGUUUCAAAAUGUACCCGGUUUAUACUUCAAAAUUCACCAUGGUAUGUACCACUUAAUCGUUGCCAAGGACUCCAUGGUUUGGGAAAUACGUCAUCCACUCAUUCUUAAUGAAUGGUUCAACGCCGCCGUGACAUGGAGGGCUGACGUCGGGCUCAAGUUUUAUGUCAAUGGCGACCUGGUGGCUUCUGACUCCAGUCCAUCUCAGUUAAAUGCAUUGAAUGAUGGUCCGUUCUUCACUGUGAUUAGCUCAGAUAAAUACGGCGGACAUUGGGGCAAAUCAGUUUCGAUUGACGACGUUUCUGUUUGGAGCAUGUCGUUGGACAAGGAGACGAUUGAACGGAACUCAGAAGGUAUUCACACAUGCUGCUACUUACAGAAAGUAGUCGCGAUAAUUAGCAAUUAUCCCUCCAGUUCGAAUGGGCUCUGCUCUGCGUCAAUAGCCCAUGAAGGAGGGAUUCGUGAUUUUAAGGGCAAACAACUUUCACAAAAUUUACAUCGAAAUUCCAUAAAGCGUUUUUUACUCACGUGGCCAUCAGCUAUACAAAUUUAAUGAAAAAAAAAAAAAAUGUGCAUAAGAAAAGAGUUCAACUCCCACCGGAUUUUCUUGGUGCGCCAACACCACACGUCACGGCAGCCAUAUUGGUGUCCGAAAACAAUGAAACGGCGGCCAUGUUUGUGUCCCAAACCAGUCCUCUUGGAGUUGAACUCCUUUCUUAUGCAAGCGCUUUCUUUUGUUCCAAUAAAUUUGCAUAGAUGCUGGCCACGUGAGCGAAAACACUCUAUUCUUGGUUUGCAACCACGUGACAAGGCGGCCAUGUUGGGGGUCAAAACAAAAGAAUAUUUCCUCGAAGAAUUUACAUGAAAAUAGAGUUUAGUUCCCAGAGGAGAGAAAUGCUUUUGUUCUUGACCACCAACAUGGCCGCCGUGACGUCACGUGCAAACCAGCAAUAUGGCCGCCGUGACGUUAUCUGAAAAUGCUCCGUAUUGUGUGUCUCAUGCUAAAAUUUGAAAUGCGAAUGGCCAUUAAUUUAGAUCUGGAUCUUAAUUCAUCAUGUUACAGUUGCCCUUUUGUCUGUGUUUUGCAGUGUUUCUUACCUUUGACGAUAACUCGAGGAACUGGACUUCAUUUCUAGCGAAUUUCAGGAACUGGCAAUUAGCCCGCGGCUGCACUGUAAUAGAGGGGACUAGGUUCUGUGAUGAUGGUGUUGGAGGAGGUACUCGUGAUUACACUAUAUAUUUCCAAUCUGCAGGGAUCCAUAUUCGCAGUCGUUCGGUCGUCCCAGGCGACUACAAUCUCGCACGGACCAUUAAGAUAGGCCCAAAAAGUCGUCUUUCGGACGAGUGUGGUUUUGGUCAACCACAAGGUCUUUUCAAAAAUUCAUAUAUGCAGGGGUUUCAACAAGCACCAAUCGACGGCCGACGAAACGCGUCGGCUCAGUUGCUCAUAGAGGUCGGCUACUUUUUUUCUAGAAAGAAGAAGCAACUAGUUUGAAUAACGUUGUAGGCAAAAACUAUAUCAUAAAAUCUGAAUGAAAACGCAAUUAUGAUGUGUUUUCAUAAAGGCCCACUGGUUUUACUCUAUGCUUUAGUCAUGUGAACGCGAUAUUUCAAACUGACAGAGAGACAAGUAGACAGUUUAAUAAACAAAUACUUGUAAAACGUGAAGAAACUGUGUUUAGCCUCGGGCCUGUAUCUAUUGUACUUUGUAGUUUCGUUAAAACCCUUUCUUAGUAACUAUUAACGGAAAUAAAAUGCAAAUCAUAAAUGUUUAAGUUCCAAGGCGUUUUAUCGCUAUUUUUUUCAUAGUUCUGCACAUUUGUCCGGGCAACCCAAAUUGCAACCGGGCAAGUAUACCAUCAGGCUUACUUGCCCGGCUGACGACUCUGAUAAAAAAAUGAAUAUGGAUCCCUGAAGUAGGCAUCCAAAUUGCAAGUCCUUAACGCAAUAAUCGUGCAAAACAAUUGAGUUUAAACUUGCACUAUAGUCCCUUGAAAUAACAACGUCUUCUCUGUGCAUAGCAUGUUCCGACCCUCUCGGGAUGGAGAGCAGAAAAAUAACUGAUGGCCAAAUCACAGCUUCAACCGAAUACGAGGCUGGAUACGGCGCCACUAAUGGCAGAUUCAAUUUCAAGGCUGGAGGAGGUAAGAGUGGCGCAUGGUCCGCCCUCAGAAAUGACGUUCAUCAGUGGCUACAAGUGGAUCUUGGAGCUGAAACCGAGGUGACAGGAAUACAGAUCCAGGGACGACAAGACUGGGAUCAAUGGGUUACGAGCUUUACUAUCUCCUACAGCAGCGACGGCACCACCUAUAGGCCUUAUCAGCACAGCAAGGUACGUAAACCAAUGAAAAUCGUAGCAAGAUAAACUCAACCAAUUAACUAAUUCAAUUUCGACCCACUAAAACAUAAAAAUUUUUCAAGACCUCAGACCCACAUCAAAAACGUAGCAACUCUGUUAUGCUAGCUCCAAAAGUCUAUUACUAGUUUAACCUUAACAUUAUAUUUUCUCGCUCCAGGUCUUUAAUGGAAACACGGAUCGCGACACCGUGGUUUUGAACGUUUUGCACCCUUCCAUAAAUGCACGCUACAUUCGGGUGCAUCCUAAGACGUGGCGUGACCAUAUUUCUAUGAGGAUGGAACUCUUGGGAUGUCCGUCAGGUGCUGACAAUCGUGUUCGUUUUCUUCUUAAUUAACAAACAAGUUCCACUUACUUUCACCACAGCGGUAGACAAUUAACUAGCAUAGUCUUUCAACUGCAGUUCACUCCUCCUAUUAUUGCACAAUCACAGGCCCCAAUAAUUUGUUAUAGACUCAUGUAAUCAAUUUUAUAGAAUAACACGUUGUGCCUUUAAACUCAGAAUCAUACUUACGGCAUACUUGGGCUGCGAAAAUCAAAAAGGAUCUACUUUAAAUCAAAUGCAACGUUACAAACACCGCUUUAGCGACAGUGAGUUUUAAAAGGACUUUGUUGCAAGUGGAGCUUUUACAACAAUUUUGCGUACAUUGUGCUGUGAAUGACACACCACACGAAACAGAAACAGAAAUGAUAGAAAUUUCACUUCUUUUACCUCAGUCCAGUCUCCUUCGAUUUGCGAUUAUUUAUGACUUUUCUGAUCUCUGAUGGUUAGAGCAUGCUGCUGUUUUUCCUUCCUCCCUUAUUUCUCUCGUUCUACGGAGAUUCUUUGGCGGAAGAAAUACCCUCUGAGGCAUGUUUCUUUCGGGUCACGCUGUGUUUUGGUCACAGCUAAGUUAUCACAUUUUGUUUUUCUUCCAGGGCGUGAUAUUUAUGUUUCCUGGAAGUCGACGCAAUAUGAUGAGCACGCCGAUCGACUUGUCAUCCCUCUAAAAAUAUCUUCGUCAUACACGUGUGUUAAAUUUUAUUAUCGCAUGUGGGGUGUGCAAAUUGGAAGGCUCAACGUCUAUUUCAGAGACCUUCACGAACAAGACAGGAUGUUGUGGAGGCUUUUUGGAGACCAGAAUAGCACUUGGAAGGAGGCUCGUAUCCCCGUUGAAAUUACUGAUCUGUAUUAUGAGGUAAAUCUGUUCCUCAAGAUACAGUGUAUGGUUCCGAGUAUGUUGUGUUCCCAAUUUUAUCCAUAGUUAAAUUUUGUUUCGUUUUUUAAGUCUGGUAUGAUAAUGAGUUUGAAGAAAAUUAAAAUAAUAUUAAAACCAUGAGGUUCAGUAUGCAGUCAAAAUAUGGCCAAAAUCUUUAACUAUAACGUAACACCUUCAAGUGCGAAUUUUUACGUAUUUGUUCAUAAGACUUGGAUCCUUGGGUUUCAUUGAUAGGAAAGCUGAGAGAAGCCAAGUAUGCCUUGUGAAGUGGCCAGUUCUUUUCUUCCUGUUUUUGCCAGCUACAGGCCAUCUUUGAGACGCUGAAAAAAAAAGGUUUAACCGCUUAAACACGCUCUUUGCUAAGAUUACCCAGAUGAAGAGAACAUAAACCGGUAUGAUAGAAAUUGCCGAAACCCUUGUGCACACAAGUUCAGUCAGUGACUUAUUUGAUUAUUAUUUUUAGGUAUUUUUUGAAGCAAGGAAAAGUCAUGGUUACUAUGGCGAUAUUGCUAUUGAUCAGAUUGCCUUCACUCAGGAAAGGUGCACUCUGGUUCCUUCACACGCCUCACCGGACAGCCCGGGAGUGGGUAAGGACUGUGCACUUUCUGUUACGAAAAGAGGUCCUGAGGCUUGGUCAGUAGCCAAGAAGGGAAGAAUUAUAAACAAUAGUCAUAUAACACAGAAACCAGUGCAGCGGGUUCAAAGCGUUAGAGGCAGUAACAAUAACUUUGCACGUGCAGUACACUUUUUUGCACAUGUCUUUUCUGUCGCUGCACAACUAUGACGUGAAUUGCCUAAUUUCGCAAUAAUCGAGAACGUAGUGAAACGACGACGAAUUUCUCUUUUUAAAGCUGGAUAUUUUUUUUAGGGAUUCAAGUCCGGGAGAAUUCGCCUAUAUUUGAAAAAAAAAGCGAGUUGAGAUAAUCGCCAUGGAGGUUUCAAUGAACGCGAAUUCACUUUUUAAACUUGUUGUUUGUCAUGUGUUGUAACAUGUUUGAACGAGUACUACAGGGGCGGAUCUAGGGGGGGGGUGCAGGGGGUGCGCCCCCCCCCCCCUCCUUGAGAUGACCUGCGGUUUUCUAAUACAACUGGUAUUCUGCAAAAAAAAAAAAAACUAUGUGGUUUAUUGGUGUUGAAGUAGAGCAAGAGACGAGUGCAAAAGUCCUGGAUCCGCCCCGAAUGGCGAAUGGCGAAUGGCGAAUGGUCUACGUCGAAUUAUUGUCAAGCGAUAUUGUCUUAUUAAUCUUUAUUAUCAUUAUUUUCCAACAGCAAUAACUUCUUCCAUUAUACAAAGGAACAGCGUUCAUCAUCAGCAUCUGAGUAGGAUGCUGAUUGAAGAAGGCUACGACUCAUCAUUGUGGAUCCCAUGUUAUGUCGCCCUCCGCCAUGGCUGGAAUGUUUCCUCAUUUCAUGAACUCUGUGACAACAUGGCCCCCACCCUCACCAUUGUCAGAAAAGACAAUUAUCUCUUCGGUGGAUUUACAGAAAAACGCUGGGAAGGUAAAUCCAUCGCCCAGAAUGUCAUUGUUGUUUGCGACGUGUAGCCUCAGCUAAGUUUGCGGCAGGCGGCACGAAUAGAACAUUUUACGGUUAUGGGCUCAGUAGCCUAGCCUCUGAGUAAAUGUGAGGCUGAGGUUGACUUUCUUUUGAUAUAAAACUCUUUGUUUUCUUAUGGAAAUCGUGCUUAUAAAAUAUUAGGGCCUGUUUUCAUGAAGGUAGGGGACCCCAGGUAGGUGAGGUAACAUGUGGCGGGUCACCCCACCUAUCAUGUAAACGUGAUCAAAUUAAAAUGAGAAAUUGUAUGGACAGGCGGGUUACCUCACCUACCUGGGGUCCCCGACUUCCAUAUAACAUAACGUAACAUAGUAUAAUAUAAUUUACAUAUUAAAGUGAAAAGGGUUGUAUCAAAACAAGACCAACUCCAGCCUCGUUUGCACCUGUAACUGUAGAAUGGACUGUUGACUCUCUGAGGGUGGAUUUCCACCUUCACGGAAUAAAGUAUCGCGCGUAAACGUUUAAGUUUGGGGUGGCGCGGGACCUUCCCUGCAAUGCCUCUAUUUCAAGCACGUAGGCACUGAGAAAUUCGAAGAAUUUCAUUGUCCACGUGAGAUUAAGCAAGUGAGCGCGAGUUAAGACCUGUUUCUUAUUUCCCUUGAGAAUUCGGCCACUUUCUGUUUUGCCGGGCCCUAUGAAGGAGACUUUUUUUUAGUUUUUUUUUGGCGCGCAUCACACAUUAAGUCCUGGAUGGCUCGAUGCCUUUUCUUUUUUACCUCGUGCUAAAUUAAUCGAUUGUAGACCUCUUUAUUUCACCUAGGGUGGUCUUCGCUUACCAAGUUCUGUUUGGGUUGCAGACUGUUUUUUGUGUUCAGUUACGCAUGAUGGAAAAAAAACUCCAAGGCUAGACAAGGGGUGCUAUUAAGGGUGCUUUGGAAUUCCGCGCAACAUUUUGUUUACGUUUUAUUUUUAGACACUUCGGAGAUGUCUUAUGAGUUGUCGUUCACGAGACAAAACAGGGACGAUUAUUUAAAAGUUCCUUGGACAUCACCUGUCAAUAUCCUUACGGCAACGAUGUGGAUAAAGACCUCUGCUGACACUCCGUUAUCUCUCUUCACAUUCGGUCGGACAGACGCAGAGAUGAUACAGUUUAAUUUACAAAAUCGAGUUAACUAUAAUGAAGGGAUCACGGCAGGGGCCGCUCUUUUUCGUUCAGUUGGAAAAAGUUGGAGGUAUGUCAGUGUGUAAGAUAACAAUAUAUGGCUAGGUAGUCUUUUUGGAUCAAUUUAGGUUCUGGGAAACUGCCCACCUACCCCUCCCAUAAGUCAACAUUAACACUUACGUCUCACUUAGGGAAAAUGUUGGGUUAGGGGAGAGGUAGGUGGGCAGUUUCCAAGAAACUUAAAUUGAUCCCUUUUUUAACAAAGCAGCGAUUUGAGACAAUUCGAAGUACAGUUACUUCUCUUUUAGAUGGACACUUUUGGGACCGGCACAAAGGACGCUUUCCAUUUGUCAGAACUGGCCGGCCGGACCAUUGCCCGACCAGUCUGUUUGAAAAACAAAUAGGCUUUUUCCAAGAGUUUUUGCUAAAAACCUAUCUCCUUCGAGCAUACUAUUUAGGAUUUGACUGAUCUGGCUGGAGAGUUUGGAAAUUAUCAUUGCGACGGUAAUUGUCUGGCCGGUCAGUUCUGACAAGUGGAAAGCGCACUAAGUAUCCGUCCAAGAGAGGUGUCCGUCUCUAGGUGUCCGUUAAGAGAGAGUCAGCUCUAGGAUAAUAGGGACCAGUUACUCCUUCUUUUCUUCGCGGGACUCUCAUUAACUUGCGGGGGAAUACAUUAACUCCAAUGACGUUAUAGCCUUUCAGAAGAAUCUCACUGAGACAAGAUCAUGUGAUAUUUUCGGUGGUUCAACCGGUUUGACAGGUUUUUUAGUAAAUUUUAGGUUAAUGAAAGUCUUGGUUUUUUAUUGGUUGACAAGAAACUACGAAAAGUAUUCAUUGGUUGAUUCAUGUUGUCGAAGGCCGAUAAGCGUUCAUUUGCCCGUGAAUUAAAAUACUGAGCGGAAAUAUAUGCAUCUAAGUUCUAAAUCAUGUCGCUUCCUUUUUCUAUUACAGAAAAAAAAUUGUUCCAUAGUUCCGGUUUACUCAUUCUUGGCGCGCAAAUAGUGCACAUUGCGGCAAACUAGUUCUUCCUAGCGCGAAACACAAGUUUAAAAUACCUCUCCCUCCAUGCAGCUCUUCCAGAAUUCAAUAAUUUCGCUCCUCCUCAAUAUUUUUAUUUUUCCACCACCAACACCACUACCGCCUCUACCACAUUCUAUAGUUUUCCAAAAACACUGCAAAUGCUUCCUAAUAUGUGUCUAAGAGAAAUAAAAAAAACCGUUGUCAAUUUUUAUUUCACAGCUACAAAUAUAACUUAAGUGCAAAUCCAUUAGAUGGCUCCUGGCAUCAUAUCGCAGUUGUGUGGAAGUUGUUAGACAUAAAGGGCGAACUCUACGUGGAUGGUACAUUUAUGUGGGAAUUUACAGACUAUUAUUGGUCCCCUCAAAUUCUCUCCGGAUAUCUUUUCAUUGGACAAAGUCUUCAUGAUCGGUCCGCAUCGAGUGGAACUGGUUCAUUUAUAGGACUUAUCACCUCCUUUAACAUGUGGAAUUACCAGCUGUCCAAGAUAGAAAUUGCUUCUCAGGGUUGUGAAACCCAGGGAAAUAUGUUCCAGUGGCAUGAAAUAAUCGCCAGAGAAAACGUAUUCGGCGAAGUCAAGCUACUGCAUCCAUCAUCAUGUAUGUGAUUUUGUUUUCACUUCAUGAAUUGUCAUCAACCUAAGCCAAAAGUGAUCGAUUUAAGUACAUUCAACUUAGUAUUAGCCACGUGCAUGCCAGGCACUGCUGUCAACUCUCUCUAAGACAGAUAGCUUUGGGGCCGGCACUUAGUGUCCGUUUAAUGGAUAGUCAAAUAAAGGGGGUAAAGAAAGCCCGGGGGGUACCCCUGGAAAUUCUUGGUGGGGGUAUGCCGCCCUAUUCCCUAAAUCCUGACCCUAUUUCAGACCAAAAAAUGUCAUUUUCCACACCCGUUUUCAGACCAGACCUCGAAAAUCCAUACCCGUUUUCAGACCUGGCCUUUAGGCAGAAAUCAUGUCAUCAUUACCUAGGUGAGAGCGCAACCAAAAAAAUAAAUUCUUCAAAUCCAUUUCAUAUUCGCAUAUUUCUCUUUAUUUCUUACUCAUUUGGAACUGAAACGAUAAAUACGUUCGUACACCCCCCAAGUUCCCUCGAAAACCAUACCCGAUUCCAGACCAAAAUGGGCAAAAUUUAUACCCGUUUUCAAACCAAUAAGCUUUAUGGGUAUGACAAGAAGAAAGUAUUACAGUAUUGCAAAAGCUACUUGAAAUUAAUCAUUGAUUCCUUUUGAAUUAAAUGUUUAAAAUAAUUUGAAACGUAUUAAUCAUUGCUUAUUUUUAACCAUCAGUAGGAUUGAUUACCCGAUUGGGCGGCACAUAGCUAUGUGGCUUAUAUAAGGGAGUACCCUCCCCCCCCGGGAAAGAAACUCUAGGUGUCCGUUUUACCGAGGUGUCUGUCUUAUAGAGGUGUCCGUUAAGAGAGAGUCGACUAUGAUGGCUUAAAACUCGAGGGUUUUCAACAUUUUAGGGUUCUACCUUCACAACACAAUUUCUUAAUUCCGCUGUGUGACCCUAGCCAAACCGAAGGCAAUAACUGCUCUCAUGCGAGUCUAACUUGAGAGUUUUCCUACCCACCCACUACCUGUUUGGGAAAUAUUGAGGAUACAACUUAUCUCUGUUUUCACUUAGGAGACUACUUCCGAGUCUUUCUGGGUGGGGAUGGGGUGAUAUGUAUAAGCUCACUUUUCUGUUACUGCACUCUCAGAAAUCUUAGAAAACCUGCGUGUUGGCUGUGUGCAGAUAACGUUGCAUAUAGAAGAGUAUUGUAACCUUGAAGAAAGAUCUAUAUGCGUUUAUUUGGUACUUCAUUAACAUAACCGAAAAUGGCAAUUUCCAUGAAAGAAUUAGCGUGCCCGCUAACAAAAGGUUAUCGCUAUCUAAUAGGGAAUAUUGUGAUAUGUCUGAACGGGUCUAUAUGCGUUUAGCUUUAGCUUCACCAGAACGAAUUCCUGCUCCUUAAAUGCAGUAAACUCCAGCGAGCGCUCAAUAUAAAGCGGUAGAGGCUUGGGUAGAAGUCUUCACAGAAAUCACUGCAAUUUGUCAAAUUAGUCUCGAGUUGGCGCCUUUGUUCCAAGAGAUAAUAGUUCCCAGGAUUUCCUAUUUGUAAUGAGCGUCCUUGGCAAAAAUGUUAUGUUAAACUCUAUUUACUCCUAGGUCAGGCUCGUUUAAGCUAUGAUGUGUAUUUCAUGCAAGGAAACGCUGAUGAUCACAUUCAAGACAAAUUAACAGCAAACCUCUCAGAAUUCACGGUGUCGCUCUGGAUGAAGAGCAUCAAUAAAAGCGGCAAACCCAUAUUAUUCUGGCUUGGCAACAACACAGUCUACGUGAACUUCAAACUAGUAGAUGGUGGACGGUCUCCGAGACUCUGUUUCAAGCUUGAUCCUGAUGUUUUUUGCGAGUAAGAAUAAGUAGUUUUAAAUUCAACGGCAUGAAUAAUAUAUGAACAUGAUUAAAUUGGAAUCAGGACUGCAUGAUCCAGUCGUUUUCAAAGAAUUUUUUAACUGAACUGCGCUUUAGCUUGGUUAUUUAUUUGUUUGUUUGUUCAGUCAGGGGCACCCAAUGGAUCUGUUCCUCAAAAUAUCUGUUCUUCAGGCAUAUUUUUGCUGGCUGGGAGAUGUGAAAGAAAUAAUAGUCCUUGGAAGGAAAGUGUUGCUGGGAAAAAGAUAAUUCAGGGUGUCAGAGGGGAUUUGAAGUCUAGAAUAGCUGCUACGGGUUACUUGUAUGGGUUACUUACCACUCAAGAUCUGAAUUGUGCCCUAUGAAACUUCCCAGUAAGUCAGGUUGCAGGUUGUAAGGUUGCUGGCUGGGAACUUUUUCAUCAGUCUUGCUGGGAGUGAGGAACAGAUAAUUUUUUUCCAGCAAUCUCCCAAAAUGCUUAAAAUAGUCUCAGAAAACUUCAUUCACGCUUUGUUGUUGUUUUUAGGUCUUUUUCUCAAAAUUUCCCGUUGGGUGCCCCUGUUCAGUUGUUUGUCUGUCAGUCUCUUGUUUGUACCAACAAACCACCUCUCGUUUCUUGGUUAUUUAUUGAACAAUUAUAUAAAUAAAUAAAUAAAUAAAUAAAUAAUUUCUUUAUUUACCUUCGGCAGUAUUUAUAGCACUUAUGCUAGUGGGGCCGAGCAAAUGCCUGAAACAAAUAAUUCAAAUCAAACAUAACAGGGUUAAGAAUCCCAACUGCCAGAGGCAAACCAGUUGGCUAUUUACAAAAUUGGCCGAGGAUUUGAACUCGCGGCUACCAUGAACAAUCCAGCAAGCGGUCAGAGUGGGACUUGAAAUGGAGGCCUCCGAAUUACAAGUCCAGCGCUCUAACCACUCAGCCACGCUGCCUCCUGUUGAAAAAAUGAAUAAUUCAUUUUGUGAGAGAAUACAAACAGUGAUCCUCACUAUUUAUACUUGUAUACCUGAUUGACAAAAACGUUGUAGCUUAGAAUGUAUGAACCACAUGAACCAUGAGGCCUCAAGGAUUUAUGGGUAUCACGAGCUUCUCGCGCGCAUGCAAAUCCCAGGAGUAUUUGUUUUAGGCUGUGGUCACGCUAUCCCGGAUAGCUUUUGUGCCGGCAAGAAAACCGUACCGGAUAAGACUUCUGUUCAUACAUAAAAACGAUGAUUUCGGGGCGAUUUCUGUUACGGAGCGAAGCUUCACUGCGUCGAUUUCUAAAGCGGAGAGUCACAUAUCGGGUAGGUGUUCAUGCUACACUGGAUGGCAUUCCGUGGCGGCUCGAAAAGCUAUUUGGUACAGUGUGAAUAUAACCUUAGGCAUGUUUCAAGAAUACGAUGUUUUACAAUUUCGAGUUCUAACACGGUUUUACUAAAUUUUCUAGGACCAUAAGUGGGUCUGUAAGUGUAAUGGAUGGCUACUGGCAUCAAUUUACGGUCCAGUGGAAAAGUAGCGAAGGUAACUGGGCGAUUUACAAGGACGCCAUCUUGCAGGGAGAAGGAAAACAGCCAUUUUUUGCCAAUAAAACCAUUCCGCAUGGAAUCUUACACAUAGGGAGUCGGCCAUAUUGGCCGGAUGUUACUUUUACUUUUAUUGGACGGAUAACUUCGUUAAAUGUUUGGAAUUAUUAUCUUUCCGAGGCGGAGGUAGCUUCUAUUGAUCGAAACUGUGGACAAGGCCUAGGGAAUUUGUUUCAGUGGAUUAAUUUGAAGGAGAAAGUUGAUGGCCAGGUUAAAGUCUUGGAGCCGUCUUCAUGUAAGUAUGAGGCCACGUGACCACCUAACAGCUAUACCAGAAAUACUGUCACUUGAAAAAGUAAUUCAAAAUAUACGGAAUUAUGUUCAAAUUGUUCAUGUUCCACUUUUGCUUGUUUAAAUAAUGGGCUGAAAUGUCCAGGGUGUGAAUUUUUAGUCGUGGAUUUCUAGUUCACCGGGAGAGAGGAAAACUAGCCUUUAAAUAAUUUGCGUCUACACCUUCACCACCAAGCCUGGAACUGGAUUAUUUGAAGUUUAUAUUUGGCAGAGGACAAGAAAAAUCUACCAAUCUAAAGACAUAAAAUUUGUUUUAACCUUUUUGUUGUUGCUGUUUCGUUCUGCUUGCCUUUGCUGUCGCGCUUGUUAAAACUCUUUAUUUCCUGAAACUCGAGAAGUUUUAGGUACAAAACUUUAUACUUUGCGUUCGACGCAGAGGAACGACGUGACAUCCAUGGGGAGAGAGCAGUAGAUGGUGUUUGAUAGAAGGCAAUCCGUAAUCUUUGGUUAUCACUUAAUCAAAUCGGUUGCUUCAAGCAACAUUUUCUCUUUUUCAUUGGCGGUGAAACGGCUGACGAUUUUGAUUUUGUUCUUGUUUUUUUUUUUGUUUAUUUUUUUUACUGCCUAAUGUUUCUUUUUUUACUUUUUUAAGUGUGAUAAUAACUGUUAAAAAAAAUUUGCCUUCAUAAGUUUAAUAUCUUUUGUUUUUUUAGGUUCCUCGAGAAGUUACAAAAUGGAUAGCAAGGCGUUCAUCUUUUCUCUGAAUAACACCUCGCAAGGCUCCCUUUUCAAGAAGAAAGUCGCACAAGGUUCAUCCUCUAAUGCAAUAUUUAGCUCUUCAUCUACCGGUCCCACCUUUGGUGAAGCUCCGUUUGAUUUUCAAAUAGGCGCCGACGGUAGCAUGAAGGAAGGCACUAGUCACCAUUCUACAUCUUAUACAGACAGUAACAGUGCUUUAGACUCGGACCUGACAAAAAUAUUGGCUGGGGAGUCGAAUUUCACCGUUAGUAACAUAGAAGUCUUGUUCAAGGCACCUGGAGGUAGGCCCGUGAACACAGUACAUAUGCUCCGUUGUGCAUUUUAAGCGAUGGUGUUUGGAUCACACUUUGUCACUUUUUUUGUACCCGGUGGGUACGGGAACAAAUGAGGUUCAUGCUUUAUUCGGUUAAUGCAGAGGAUUAUGGGAAGAUGGAGAAGAGAGCGCCAGGUUCUUUGUCUUCCCACGCUGCCUUGCGGGAUUCGAAAAUGCGAUCCCAAGCCAGCCUCGAUCCUAUGAAAUUUUCACCUGCAUGCCUUGGCGCAAGCCAGAAGAGUUGUGUUUCUCGCUAAUUUAUGAAGCAUCUUUUGGCUGCUCUCGUUGCCGUCGCUAUCGUGGUUGCUUGGCUCCCUUUGCUGAUGCAACAUGCGUGCAUUAAUACGUUCUAAUAAGGGUACGCAUAAAAGCGCGACCAUCCGUUUAAUUGUUAUUUAUCGCAUUGCCUAUUUAUUAUUCGCAGGAUCUCUUUGUCAGCGGCCGUGUCCAUUCAAACACUACUGUGAUGAAGUUAGGAGCGGUUGUCGUUGUAGCGUGGAAAAUCAUUCUCGUCUACAGUGUCAACUCUGUAAGUCGAUGAAAUCCGCUGAAAAUGGAUGCAUUUUUCCAGUUUAAUUCUCUGUCAUUCAGAUUGCUUGUUAAAUUUUGUCGCCUACACACCUAUUCGGUAACCUGAGAUUCGGCUCUAUUUUCGUUUGGCUUCGUAAAUGAAAUACCACGUAAGAGAGAGUAUAUGGAAACUGCUAAAAUUGCACCUUAUCUCAGGCUACUGUCACGGAAACCAUUUUGUGUUUAAGAGGCUUAAUAGUAAGGUUCCCUGUUAUCGUUUCGAAAACAAAACAAUAGUCUGGGAAAUAGUCUGUUCCUAGGCCAAGUAAUGUUUUCCCACAGACUACAAGGACUAUUAUUUGUUUAGAUUCAGGGCUGGUUGCCAUUGCAACUCAAGUACUUCUUUACAGUUAACCUAGGAAUAGAGCAAGCUUUUAUUUGGAGAACUCGACACUGUUUUUUAAGCUGAAUUCCUUGCAAUUCUCAAUCGUAAGUAAAACAUUAAUUUAUGAACAACUAAGGUGAGUCAACGAUAGUUGGUGUGUUGGUGUUUUCAUUGGAUUGAAUAGUAUUUUAUCUUUACUGUAGACAAAUUCUUCGAGGACUGUUCCCAUCUCUGGCCGCUGGAAUCGGUUGACAACGUCGAAGAUGUGAAGACGAGUACCUGGGGUCGAGCGAUUGGCGGUGUACAAAUUAUGAGUGGCCUUUUGACAGAUGGAGUUAGCGGUGAAAUUCAACUUCUAGAUCGCCCCGGUGUUUCGUGUGCAACAGUUAACAUUAACGCCUCCCAAACUUGCUCUGGUUUCACGGUGGCCUUGUGGCUCAAGUAUUGGAACAGAGAAGAUGGCCAACGACAAUUUCUUUUUAACUCUUUUGGCUCAUUUAUACUCUAUCAGGAGAGCAAUGACGCCUUGAUUAUUCGCAUACAACGCUCAGCGACGUAUUGUCUCAAAGAAAUUAUCGUGCCUGCGAAGAUCUGGUCAUAUCUUGUAAUUUCCUUCGACGCGACAGUUACUCCACGUAUUCUUACAAUACACAAAAACGGAGAGAAACUGACGGAUUUCCUUAGAGACGAGGGGUGUAGCAGCCUGGUUGCACCACAGUUUGUAUCAUCGUUUGUUUCCUUGGGAGCUGGAUUUGGUGUGUUUGCUCGGGCUACCUUUGCUGAAGUAGCCAUAUGGAACUUCGCACUGUCUGAUAAAAAAAUCAGCGAAUUAUCCUUGAUUCACAUGAGUAAGUUUACAAAUGCACAUGCCCCUUUUUGUCUGAAAACUUCUCAGUCGCAGAAGUCAUUGUCAGAUUUAUAUUCAUUAUUCCGUUUUCUAAAUAAAUCACUGUUAAAAGAGCUUCGUUCUUUCGCGAAGAUACAGUAUUCUAACGUUUACAGCAUUCUCUUUGAUGCGUUUCCCAUUUUGUUUGAGAACUUCUCACUAUUAGAAAUGACUAAGGCCAGAGUUGAGCUUCAACAUUUCAUUUUCUAAAUAACUGAGGAUGUAACAGUACCGUACAGAUUACUGCUUAACGGGGUUCAAACUCCUCCGAACAUACAAUCUUCUGAUGUUUAGAGCAUUCUGAUGCUGAAUCUGAUUCUGUUUUUUGCGUGUCUUAAAUGACAUCCCAUCUGUGUAUUUUUUAUUCGGUCAAAGAAACACGCUCUGAGAGUGUUUUCCUUUAUUCAUAACCACGACAUAUUAUUUCUAUGUGGUGUAAACUAUUCUCUAUUUUUGCUUCAGAUAUGUUCCCGUUCAAUGUUCAUUGUAAGGUGCGGGUAGAGCAAUAUGGCUGGCAUGAUGAUUUACUCAUUCCAGGAACGUCAAGACACAAUACGCUUGCAAACGAUAUUAUCAGCAAUGUAAGUGGACUUAAGCUACGAACUAAAAGAUUUUGCCAUAAUGCUGUACUUCUCUUUGAAUGUCUGGAAGGAGCGAGUACUUGAGUAGUUGUCGGGUGGUUAUAAGCAUGGUGCCCCCUUGCCCCUCAAGGGUUGAUUAAGAUUAGGUGCGAUUUUAAUUGGCGAAAUCUCGAAUAAAUCGGCCAAAGGCAGAGUGACGAUGAAACUCAAUGAGAGCACAAAAAAAUCCCGGGGACAAUCCCGAGGACACACGGAAUGAGUGCAGAAAAUUUUCACUGAAACUGCAUGUUCACACUCUGCUUGGACAGCUUAAAAUUCGUGCCGACACAAAAACCAUACUGGAUUGGACUUCUGUUCACACAUAAGAACGGUGAUUUUGGUGCGAUUUGUGUGGCGAAGCUGCGCCGCGUCGAUCUCUAAAGUGUUAUAUAUCGCGGGAUAGGUGUUCAUAGCAUACCGACAAGAAAAUUUAUCCGGCAUGAUGUGAACAUAGCCUUAUGCAUAAGCUGCUUGAUGCGGAGAGCGCGCAAGCGGAGCCCCUUGCUAAGAAAAUUUGUUGAUCUAUCCAUCCGUCAAAAUUUGGUUAUGACGAGAGCGCACGACCGAACGCUGACCGUACAGACUCUGGGGGAGGGGAUGAGAGUCGGGAGUCAACUCGUCGGGGGAGGAGUGUGUUAUAGCUGAGGUGAAAUUUUGGAAUUUGGAACUUGUUUUUAAAAAAGCAAGUAUAAUUUUUAAGAGAGGAAUAUACUACUAACCUUUUUUUAUUACAGAAACAGUGGGGCCAAGCAUACCUUUUAUCAUGCGUGUCUAUCUAUGUGAAAAUCAGGAGCGUAGCUAGCCCAUAGACCUGUAGGCCCGGGCCUACAAUUUUCGGUUUGAUCACUCUACAGCUUGUAAUAAAUUAUGCGUUGUUGGGGUGAGCAAAAAGCUUAAGAGGUCAAAGUGUUGGUGAGGUCAGUGCGUGUACUAGUCAUGCGUUAAAUUUUGGGGGGAAGGGGAGAUGAAAUUCAGCCAGGGCUAAACUAGUCGAAAAGCUGGCUAUGCCCCUAAAAAUAAUUUGCAUUUUUAGAUCGAGGCAUCAUAGAGGAUUUUUUUUCUCGUAACAUGAUAGGUGACAAGUUUUUAUACACCUUAUCCUGGCGUGAAUGUUUCUGUUGGUACGCCUACCUUUAGGUAAGUAAACGUGAUGUUCAUUAAUUCACCUUCACCUUCCUUUUCCUCGCAGAUCUUCUGUUUAUGAACAGCAGCUAAUAACUUUUGUUGAUUUUUAUUGCCCUCUUUAAUUUUUCUCUAAUAAAUUAUAACAUUUUCGCGGAUUUUUGUUGCUCUCUUUUUUAUGUCUUUUAGAUGGUGUGACGAGUUAUGAUAGUCCUUUUCAUCAAAUGGCAUUCAAUGAAAAAACAAAUUACAGCAACCUAUAGGCGAAUCCUUGGUGACGUCAAUGUUCAUUUUUGCUCAUUAGCAUACAAGUUAAUCCGUAGACGACGUCGCCGUAUGUACAAUUUAGGUUUAAAAGUUGAAAGAACUGGUUAAUUUGUUAGUGCAAUUUUCAGCUGUUUGCAUUCAAUAACAAAGGAAAUAUAGGCAAUCAAAAGCUGCGAAAUUGCUGGGAGGCAAAAACGUUAAUGAGCUCAUACAUUCUUUGUAAAGUCUGGGGGUUUUUUAAAGAAUAUUUCUUCGAAUCUAUUCGGUAUAUCGGGCUCAAAUUUUCAGAGAUAACUGAAAUUGUUAAGCCCUUUCAAUAUUCAGAGAUUUUAUUUUUAUUUGCUUCAUCAGAUAAUAACAAGCGUAUGUUAAUGAGCAAAAAAUGUAAACAAGUAUUCGCCUAUAGCUUUAUAAAUCUCUCUCCUUUUUGUGUAUGCUACGUUUUUGCUGUAUUCUUCAUAAUCAUGUGUUGAUCAUUCUUUUCUUUAUUUCUUAGUUCUGGAAGUGUGAUAGCAGGCUUCGACAUUGAAUACAAUGUAAAGAACUUCAGGCUCAUUGAAGAUCUGAAUGACACUGUUUCUAGAACAGGAUAUCUUUAUAACAUGCCUCUUCAGUUAAUUGAACUGGCAGCACAAUUUGGUAAGGAACUCAGAUAUGAACUUAAACCAUUGUCUGACAGGCCUGACACGUAUAUCCCUGAGGCCGGAGACUUCUCCCGCCUAGUAUAAGCUUGACCUCCACCCCCCUCCCCCCGCCCCCACCAUAAUUUCAUUAGAACAAAAUGAAUAUAUACCAAAAGGAAUUUCCUAGUUGUUCAGUUCCUGGCUCAUUAAUCGCAUACACCGGGCAACUUAAUUGAAAUUUACUACUAACGGUGACUCAACACGGUGACAGGGGAUGAAACAGGACUUACUUGCCAAUUGAUAUCAACCCGUCGAUUAUCCACCCAGCCCAUGAAAGGUUGUACCACACCACCGGGAUCUACGCCCCCUACUCUUUACGAACAGCGGGGAAGGUUCUUUUACGUCCCACAAGAAUCAGACUAGUGAAAGAACUAUGAGACGGGGCCUAUGAUUUUUAGUCCUUAUCCAAGAAGACCAAAGAAUGUCUAACCAUUUGAAGAUGUCGCAACAAAGACAGCACUUUCUUCUCAGUUAUUUUAAGACCCUUAGUGUUAAUCCGGCCGGGGUUUGUACACGCGUCCUCCUGCACGGCAGACCGGCGCUUAUCCAACUGAGCUAACCGGGCGGAUAAACUUCAAAACGGUCAAGUAUUAUUUUUUCUAAAGUGAUAGGGACCUUACGUUGCCCCGUUUGCCUUUACUCUUGCGAAUAAGCGAACAUGAAAAACGCGAAAGGGUAAUGCCUGUUCUGCACGCUAGUAGUACCGUGACUCUCAUCGUCAGUUCUACUUUAUUUCAGUACCAUCUGAGCCUCCGCAAAUUUUUAGCGUUACCCGCGUGACUGAUACAGGUAUUGAUAUCGCAUGGCAAGAUCCCAGCCUUUCUCCGACCCAGUGGGAGGUAUUCCAGGGCUACAAGGUACUUAUCAGACCUGCGGGAGGUGCGGAGGUCAAUAUCAUCACUAUCAAUGCUCUUCAGAAUUUCGCCAGCAUAACAGAAUUAAAAUCAUUGGGAACAUACAACAUAUCUGUCGCUGCUUACGCUAUUGCUGGAGUAGGGAAGGAGAGUGAAACCAUUACAGUCACCACUACCCUAGGUAAGGAAUAGUCCAAAGUGUCACUCGUCUCUUCGCCCCUCCCCUCAACCCCCUUGGGUAGUGGGGUGAAGACACGGUUUUUUUUUUUUUUCUGGCAUAUUUGCAGUACCACGGUUUGUUGAGAUCUAGAAAUUUGCUACCAAGGUAACUUGACGUCACACUUCUCUCUAUAACGAGGUCGUGUAAACGGAGUGUUAGUAAAGCGGGAUUCCAUCUUCAUGUGCAAGGAACGUUUCUCUUACAUCAUGAACACGUUCUGCAACUCCAUGGAAAACUUGAUUUUACUAUUUAUCUGUAACGAAACACUUAGAUUAAUAAACAACCUUCCUUUUUCGCUGGUCAUACGAAGGGUCUGGAGAGAGUUUGACAACGCAAGGGAGCCUGAAGAGAGUAGUUAUUUUUUGGAAAGACUGAAUGUUUUGUAGUUUAUAGAGCCCUAUAAAAGGGAAAUAACCUUUUGGAGAUGAUGAACAGCCGAUCAACGAUGUCAUCUGAGUAUCACGUGUUUGUCUCUCUCAAAACGGUCUGUAAAGUGAAUUCCUCUCUAGGGUGGACAUCAGCGGUUAACCCUUUAAACCCUAAGAUCAAGAUUUGAAUUCUCAUUUGUUGCCCCUAUUCAUUUACCACAGAAGUAGUGGGGAGAAGUUGAUAAAAUAUCAAGCAAAUUCAUUUUGUGUGAUCACGUCCGUAAUUCUCAUAAAAACUCUGUUUUACAAAGCAUUGACAUUACAAGGAGAAAUUUGAUGCUGAUCACUCUCAGGGCUUAAAGGGUUAACAAGUCUCUGCUGAGCAUCAACUGUUUGUCUGUUAUCAAACUCUUUACAAAGUGAACACUUUUUUAAGGUGGACAUUAAAGGUUGACCAGCCUCGUCCUCAAGCCAAUUCGCGCUAUCCUAGUGAGCGGAAGAGGCUUGGAACCAAACGCGAUAGUCGUUGGUGACGUCGUACCCGAAUUCGCCGAGGAUGACUGAGAACGAGGCUGAAGGUUGACCGGCCUCAGGUUACGUUUACUUGUCGUUCUGUUACUCUGUUUCCAACUAGUCAUGAACUCUCCUUUUUUUUAGAUGCCCCACCUACAAACGUUUCUGUAGUAAAUGUAACAACUUCUUGCGUCAGAAUCAAGUGGGACCCUUUUCCAGUGGAGCAGUUAGGUGGAGCGAUACGAGGUUACCAAGUGUCAUAUACAGUUGUUGGAAAAUCCAAUGCAACGCAUAUGACUUGCAACCUCACCAGUGGAGUCGAGAUCUGUAGUCUUCCCUCCUAUACCACGUACAAGUACUCCGUAAGACGAUAUUCGCGAAAUAAAUUGGGAAAUUCAAGCGAAGUUCAAUACUUUACAACCCUGGAACAAGGUAAAAUUCAUUUCGCGGGAUUUCCACUGAAGUGGUAGAAAACAAGAAUAGCCGAAAUUUUUGCUCCACAUUUCUUAAAGAAAGAUGCUCCUUUUAAUUCAUGGUUGAUGAUUGUUAAUAUUAGCAGAUAGCAUAGACACUUAUUUCUGCGAGUAGUAAAUGCUUUGCCUUUUAAAAUAUGAAGCUUUGGAGAGGGGGCUGGAGAAAGAUUAACGGAAAAUUGAUGGAAACAAUGAGAAGCAGCGACCAGUCUGACUGGCAACUGUCAUAACGCCACUUUCUAUUUUUCCAUCUUUUUCUUUAAGGUCUGAUCAGGCCUGCAUGUAUUCGCAUUCACAGGUUGAUCGACAAAUAGUGAUAUGAACACCGACCUUUGGAAAUCUCUUAUAACUAAGAUUAAUUGGGAUCGAUUUUCUCCUACGUCUUUUCAAAAGAGUUUAUGCUCUAAGUAUACCUUACAGUAAGGGUAGCUAUUUCUAGGCCUUGUCUCCCGAACCUCUUUAAUCACUUUUCUCUUUGCUUUGUCCAUAGCACCCAGCUUCCCGCCAACCAACGUUAACUGCCAUAAUGCAAGCUCAACAAGUUUGGUAAUACUUUGGGAAACACCCUCCACGCAAGGAAUGAAUAACAGUUUCAUACGCGGUUAUAAGGUGCGUGUAAGGCCUCGUGAAAACAACUCAGAAGUGUGGAGAGAUAGUCUUGUGUGUAACAGCUCACUCAACACUACUAAGGAAGGACUGAGAAUUUUCACCGAGUACGAGAUUCAAGUGGCUGCGCUGAAUGGGGCAGGAAGGAGCAACUUUAGUGAAAGGAUCUCUUGCUUUACUGAUGCGGAGGGUGAGUAUAGAUAAAUGCACUUUUAUUUCAGUGUCAAUGUAUUUCGCACUAAAUUACUAAUUAGGGACGCUAUAUUUACCCGUUUUAAAAGUCCCAAUAGUGACCAACAUCAAUUUUCUGCCAAUGAUAUCCGUACAUUGUCAAGAGACUAGGUUAUGAGAAUUAAUAAAAUGAUCACGUAAGAGAAAAUGCUUUGAUAUUUUGUCAAAUUCUCUCAACUCAUUCUUUAAGGAAAUAUAUAAAGAUCAGUUUGGAGAAUUUGUAUGUGGAUAUUGGGGCUUAAAGGGUUAACGUCUCCUACUGAAGACGGGACCACCAUUUUAUGCGAUCAUCCGAGCCAAGUGGUUGAUAGAAUCUUAGUUGUUGUGGUUUUUUUUUUAUGAUGAUCUUAUCCGUGACUUCUCUUGAGCUCCUUACGUGGGCAAGUUCUAAUAUUUUCGUUUCGCCUUGUUUCAAAUUAUCGUUCUUCGAACUACCGUAAAAUUCCGAAAAUAAGCCCCUCCAAAUAUAAGCCCCCCAAACCGGUAACGCAAAAAACCCUCCGUUAAAUCGCCCCUCCAUGCAAAUAUAAGCCCUCCGGGGGCUUGUACUUGACAAUUGCCCUCAAAUACAAAGUAAAACAAAGCAAAACUAGGUAAAUUUCCUUCCAACUAUAUGGCUAGCCCAAUCGAUUUUGAAACGCAAAUUUCCCUCCAUAGAUAAGCCCCUCCGAAUAUAAGCCCCUCCAAAAAUACGCCCCUCAAAAAGGGCCUUUAACAAACAUAAGCCCCGGGGCUUACUUUCGGAAUUUUACGGUAUCUUCAAAGAUUUCAUCCUUUUCUGUUAUUUCUCCGUUUCAGUAUUGCUGUCAUCUUUAUUUAUUUGCUUCUUAAAAUAGUACAAAAAAGGCCUUUUUAUUUUUUCCCGUCAUUCGAUAUACUAUCUUUUUAAAAUACUACUUAUUAAAAGGAAACAAUCAAGAAACAAUUCCAGCUGCAAAUAGCGACAUAAAAUCCAAAACGAGUGAAGUUAAACCAUUAACCCUAAACACUGCAUUAGGAUGUGUCUAAAAGAAAGCUUCAAACGUGAAUACGGAGGAUUAUAUUUGUAUUUGAACAGCAGAUUAUCGCUUUCAAGAAACCAGUAUCUUACACAUUGUUUUCGCUUAUGUGGCCAGCAUCUAUCCAAAUUUAUUUUCACAUUUACAUAAGAAAAGAGUUCAACUCCCACAUGGUUGGUUUGGUAACACGAACGUGGCCGCCGUUUCAUUGUUUUAGAACAACAAUAUAAUUUGAAGGAAGAAGAAUUCUAAGACCAGAAAGCUCAGAAAAAAUUCCAGCUCCGGGUGAGGAUCGAACUCACGACCCUCCGAGUUCUAGUUCGGGUGCUCUAACCACUAAGCUACUGGAGCCCUAUGGCGAGUAGGGUGGACAUGACUGCCGUGACGUCAUGUGAAAACCAUCCGUAUCACCUGAUUUCAUGAUCGUCGGACUAUGACUCUGGGAGGUUGCCUCGCCGCGAUUUUUAGCUAGAACUUUAUAGAGUGUUUUCACUCACGUGGCCAGCCUCUAUGCACAUUUAUUGGAACAAAAGAAAGUGUUUGCAUAAGAAAAGAGUUCAACUCCCACAGGAUUGGUUUUGGACACCAACAUGGCCGCCAUUUCAUUGUUUUGGGACACCAAUAUGGCCGUCGUGACGUCAGGUGAAAACACUCUACUGAACGAGAUGGUUUGUUUACUUUUUAGUUUGUUGUUUAUUGUUUACUCUUUUUAGUCCCUCAAAGUGGCCCCUUAAAUGUCACCGUUUACAACUUGAGCUCGACAAGCAUACACAUCCAGUGGAGCCCAGUUCCCGAACCGCUGCGCCUGGGGGAUAUUAUUCAUUAUGUAUUCAAUAUAGCAGAAGUGCUUACAGGGUACACCAGAGUGCUGAUAUUCGAUGGAGAUAUCCUGAAUGCUACGGUGGGCAAUUUGUCAAAAUACACUGAACACGCGAUCACGGGAGCAGCGGUCAACAGCAAGGGCCAAUCAAACUUCACCUCUGCCACCAUUAUUCGCACGAAUGAAGAUGGUAAGUAUAUAAUGCUGAACACCUACCGUAAAUCCUCUAUUAAGCCCCCCUCUCAAAUAAGCCCCCUUCCUCUAAUAGGCUCCCCCCCCCUUUUCAGGAGAAGAAUAUUAAUAAGCCCCUCCCCUCCCUUAAUUAUUCUUCACUGGUAAAUGAUAGACUAUAAAUCAAUCACGACUUUUUAACCUCGUGUGGACUGAUCCGGGAUGGUUUAUUUAUCAACUGAAAGUUCUGAUUUGUUUUGGCUGCAUGACCUCCAACCUUCUUGUACGUGGGCUUAUCCACUUUGUAUUCUAGUUCUUUGUGGAGAACUGAUACCAUCGUCUUUUCUAAAUUAAAUUAGCCCUCCCUCUUAAAUAAGCCUCCCGUUUCUAUUAAAGCCCCACCCCCGCCUCAAAUGGGCGUGAAAUAAUUAAGCCCCCCACCCCGGGGCUUAAUAGAGGAUUUACGGUAAGUCUUCUACUGUAAAUUGCUUUUUUGACCCUCAAAGCCUCAAGGGUCACCAACAUCAACUUUCUCCCAACAAUAUCACUGCGCAAUUAUGAGAGAAGGUUCUGAGAACUUAUUAAGUGAUCACCAAAACAAAAUGCUUUGAUCGUUUAUUCAUAAUUUUACCAAUUCUAUAAGGAAAUGUAUGGAGAUCAGUCUCCAGAAAUUGUUUGGGGAUAAUGUGUACAGUAUCCAAAACAGGAACUACAUCACCACGUCUCCAUUAUAUUUCUUCCUUUUCCUUUGUUAACAGGGCUGUUUAACUAAAUGAAAUAAGCCCCCCGCUAAACUUGGUUCCUACAAGGUACUUUAGACCUGUAAAUCCCAAUGGCGUCUUACACUGCACACUUACGACAAAGAAGAACGAGUGCUUUAGAUGGCGACGUAAAAACACUGCGAAUUAUUAGGCUAUAGGUUUAACCCUCUGUGUCAAUCGCAGUGCCUUGUACUUAAAGCCUGAGACAUUGUGUAUUGUACCUUUGUAUUGUUUCCUUCGGCCACUUCUCGUGGUUUUUUUGCGUUCUUAGCUUAUUCGUACCAUAUAUUUUACAAAAGUCUUUGCUUAAUUCGCAUAAAUUUGAACUUCCACAGCCCCAGAUAUUGCUCCUGCAAACCUGUCCGCGUACAACACAAGCUCCACAUCGAUCAUGAUUGAAUUUCAGGCCUCUUCCCCGGCAAAACUAAAUGGCAUUAUCCGAAAACUCUGCUUUACCUACUCAAAAGCUGCCGAUGCAAAUACAGCUGUUGGGACGUGCGCCGCUCACCGACAGCACAGCAGACGACGAAGAUCAGCGCCAACAAACAGCAGCGUUUUCAAGUCCGAAUUGACCGGUUUGAAUGAAUACACCAUGUUUUCUAUACAAGUUUCGUUUUACACAGUGGAUUUAGGUCCUUAUAGUGAAGUGGUCAACGUCUCUACGGAUGAAGGAGGUAGGGUUUUUCUUAUGGCUGUUGAAAUACAACGGGACCCGGAUCUAAUAUCUACGGCUUGUCCUAAGCUUAGACUUUCCGAAAGUCCUUUAUUUUUUUCCCUGGUUAUGGUUGGUUAUGCCAUUUUAAUGGUCUCUCCAUACUAGCUUGGCGCGAAAUUCACCUGUCGAAAAUUCAACCGGUGACCUCAUGACAAUUUGCCAAUAGGACAGUGAGUGAUAUUUCACACCGCUCCCGACUCAGCAUAUGUCAAUCAUUUUUUUCCCGCGCGAAUUUAUAAUACGAUUGAAAUCCAUUCAGGCGAAACAAGUCGACCUCGAGACUUCAUCGCGCGCUCGGUCGCUGCACGACCUCAUGCAUUAAAGCUCGCUUCGCUCACUUUUGAGAACUUAUGAGACGUUGACUUGUAGCAGUUCUAGCCUGAGCUAAGAUGUAUCCCAAGGUUGAUAAUUUUACGGCAUAGGGCAUUAUUGUUAAGAAAUAGUACUUACGAGAUAUCUUAGGACGGUUGUCCCUGAUACAAAUUUCUGGCAUAGUGGCAGAGGCUACAAAUUGGCCUACUAUUUGGGCGAAUCUUCGAGCAGUCAAGAUGAAGUGAAUCCUGCGUUCUGAUUGGCUACUUGCCCAUCUUGCCCGUCUGAGAUUUUUGUCUGUGUAAUAAUAUCCUUUAUUCACCAAACUUGUUCGUUCAAGGUGGCUGGAAUUUCUCCCCGCUUUUUUUUGCCUUUUUAUUGACCUCAUCUUCGUCUCAGGCAAUAUUAAACCAUCUUGACUUCACGCGUAGUCAAUAACGCAUAUUUAUUCUGUACAGGGUCAGCAUUUCCAACUUGUUUACCUCACGGGUGAGCUCACGGUAUACUUUGCUGAGCAGCAGUUAAUUUGUUUGUUUGUUUGUUUGUUUGUUUUUUUCGCCCACUUUCACAUAUAUUUUUAGUGCCCAGGGCUCCUCCGUUUCAAGUGACCGCGUUCAACAGCAGCGUCACAAGCAUCCUGGUCACGUGGCAAAGCAUAUCUCAGUCUACUAUACCUGGUGUCUUACUCGGAUAUGUCGUGCGCUACAUAAAAGCGAAUGAACCAGACGUCCUGAACUUCAUAGAAAUAAAACACGACUUGAAUACGUAUAGAAAUAUCACAAAUCUAGAGCCGUAUACCUUGUAUAAUAUAUCCGUGGCGGGAUAUACACGUACUGGGGCAGGAAAUUUUAGUGAAACACAGAGUUGGACAGAUGAGGGAGGUAAGAGUCAAUCCAUUUCAUUGACACUUGAUUACCAGCUGCCAGGACGUGGUCAAUAUUUCUCAAACUCAUUAAUGAUUCAUAAAGAAAACACAAAAGAAAAAAAUGUUUAAUGACUGUUUGGAAAUCAGAUGAGAAACUGCUCAUUUUUUGCAUCCUUAAUUUCUCCUUCUAAAAUCAUUUUGUUUGAGAAGUAAUAUCAAGCAUUUGACACAGUGUUUCAUCACCAGAUGAAACACCUCGAAGUUCGUCAAAUAUACUCCGCUGCGCGUCGUAUUUUCAACUCUCUUCUCAGUGUUUCAUCUGGCGAUGAAACACUGCGUCUCACGCUUGAUAUAUUUCGUACUUUAUAUUUGACUUGGUCAUUUAUCAUUAUAACAUUUCUGUACAUUCAACAGUUGCCUUGUAGUAACCUUUAUAAAGACAUUCUUUGAUGACAAUCAUAAUUCGUGCAACUUAUGAGCAAACAUUAGAUAUAGUCACACAUAGCCAUCUUUAACUUAAUAAAACAACAGAGUGAUAGGCAAGCAGACUAAAGGCCUGACUAACGCAGAGAAGUUAUGAAAUUUCUGGUUUCUCCCAGACCGCACAACCAGACGUUUUGUGAAAAUGGCUCUCUGUCACUUUGAUUUGAUGACCCCCUUUUUAACUUUUCAAAUGAACUGCUUGUGCUACUGACCAAAUGGCUGUCUGUUCCAAUUUCGUUAUCACUGUCGACCUAAUAUAAUAACAGGGAACUUUGCCUUACGCAACAACGACGACGAAGGCUACAAAAACGACACUUAAAAAGUGAAGUCGCCCUGCUUGAAACUUUAUCGCGCUUAUUCCAUCUCUUUCAAUUCGUCAUAUGCCAGCAAUAUUCCUAGAGACUGUAUCGAAGUUCAGAGAGUGUCUGUUCAUGUCCUCAACAAAAUGUGAAAUUAGGACAUUUCACGUCGUUGUCUUGCAGUGACGGCCAAGAAAUGUAGAAAAAAGUUGUUGUUUUGCUCAUCUAAACCUAUUCCUUUUUAGCCGUUUUCGUUGCCGUCGCCAUCGUCGUUGCCUUAAGCUCCCCAAUGACUCCGUCUCAAACACUAAAUGACUGUCUGUCUUAUUGACCGACUGGCUGUUCGUCCAACUAACAAAAGAUUGUCAGGACUUACUAAAUGAUGUCUGUACCAGAUAAUGUUAUGGGCACAGACGCAAUGACUUUACGAGGUUCAAGUUUUACUCACUAUACUACUCGCCCCGGUUGUUCAAAAGUUGGAUAGCGCUAUCCACUGGAUAAAUCACUAUCCAGCCGAUAAGUAUUACGUAAACCAAUUGCGUUAUCCACUGGAUAGUCAUUUAUCCAGUGGAUAGAGCUAUCCACCUUUCGAACAACUGGGGCCUGAUACUUAUGUUUGUUUCACAAUAGUCCCCGACGGACCUCCGAUCAACGUGACCGGGACUUCCUUCAGCACCACGAGCAUAAACCUCGAUUGGCUUCCAGUAUCGGAAGAACUUCGGAAUGGUAUCAUUCGGAAAUACGAGGCUUUUAUCUACGGUGCCUAUGGCUACAACGAGCAAAUGACCGUUCAAGGUCCUACUCGCACAGCGGUCUUUGAGGGGCUUGUAAUUUUUUCUAACUACUCUCUUAAAGUGCGCGCCUUCACCAGAAAAGGACCUGGCCCUUGGAGCUCAUUGAUAAAUACAACCACAAGUGCUGGAGGUAUGUUUCUUGUGACUUCAUGUUUAAAUUUCUGUCGGCCCGCAGUCCUAUAUACCUUGGCCCAGUUAUUCGAAGGCAAAUUCAGAAUUCUUGUUUCUCUCGUUUAGAAACGUUUUUUUUCGGCCCAAGUAAGGGAAUCUGGAAUUCUGGACUUUGGAUUCCAGAUUCCACUAACAAUUGGAAUCCAGUUCCAGAACAGAACACUGAAUCUACUACCUGGGCGUCUCGACGUGUGCAAACAUCAAAUUGUAGGCAAAGAGAAUUUCCACGAAUUUGCUUGGAAAGUUUUCAGAUUCAAGUUUAAAUUUCGUGAUUUUCCUCGGGUUAUCUUCACUCUGCCUAGAACCGCUCGCCUCUUGUUUUCUCGCUCAGUUUGUGUCGCUCGAGAGUUCAUUCUUUUUCAAUUGCUCAUGUCCAUGCUUGAUGCAUUUGUUAUUUCAAGAAUGAAGGACGUAAAAAAUCAAGAGGAUUUAACGUACCGUAAAUCCUCUAUUAAGCUUCCCAGAGGGCUUAUUUACUUCAAGCCCAUUUUGGGGGUUAAUAGAGACGGGAGGCUUAUUUAAUUUAGAAAAGACGGUGGUGUCAGUUCUCCAUAAAGAACUAGAAUACAAAGUGGAGAAGCUCAAGAACAAGAAGGUUGGAGGUUAUGCAGCCGAGGACCAGAAUCAAAUCCGAACUUCCAGUUGAUAAAUAAACCAUCCCGGAUCAGUUCACACGAAGUUUUACAAUCAUGGUUGAUUAAGGAUUAAAUUAACUGCAAAAACCGUGGACGAAGAUCCUGCUAGUUGUAAACGUUGGAUCUCUAGAGAAGAGAUCAAAUCAGCCAAAAUAUAAAGAACAAGAACGAGAAGUCCGAAGACUACAGCAAAGCUUUCUGAUUUAAAACAACGGGGACUUUUUUAUAACAAUAUUUAUUGCAUACCAGCCUUCUUCAGGUUUACAGAUGUUACUGUUAUUAACACAGUCUGUCAUUUAUUAGUGAAGAAUAAUUAGGGGAAGGGAGGGGAGGGGGCCUGAUAGAGGAGGGGACUUAUAAACUUUCUUCCCCUGAAAGAAAACCUUUGACGGUUAAGAACUCAGCGCAAAAUGCAGUCUGGAGGCUGACCUGAGCUUCACGCCCUGACAUUUCCCCGCGGAUGUUUGACGGAGUUAAUGGAUAGGAAAGAGAGCGAUGAGGACUUGAAUUGGAGUACCCGUCAUGUUAAAACUGUUUAUUACUUACUCUGGUGAAUUGACUGAUCAGUGUAGUGAUCAAUCUUUUAUUUCUAGCCCCUGAUAAAACUCCGGUGAACGCUACUGCUCAAGCCACAAGCGCCACGACGAUUCACGUGACCUGGAGUCCAGUCUCUUUGCAAGAUGAGCCAUUUCUUCAAGGGUACCGCAUUAAAUACUACCGUGUCGAUCAACCCGAUCUUGUCAGCAACUUUGGAGCUGGUAAAAAUGACAUCCAAACACUUUUAACUGGUUUAAAGCCAUUUACAACUUACGCUGUAAGAGUUGCGGCAUUUGCUACUGAAGACGGAAACUUCACCGAUCCUUUGUAUGUGAAAACAUGGGAAUGGGGUAAGAGAAAGAGAUUCAAAAUUUUGUUAUGUACAUCAGUGAUUUACGACUACCAUAUAAGCUCAAAGUAGGUACGAUAUUCCCCCAUGCAGUGGGACUGGAGGUGGAUCGCUGCAACAAUUCUACGUUCCAAACAGGAAUAUGGGUUCUUUUUUGCCUCCUUUGACCCUUUUACUGUCAAAGGCGGCCAAAGUCAAAAUUUAAAUGUCAUUUCGUAAAAUGCUGAAAAACAAAUAGUACCAAUUGAAAGAACUGCCAAAGAGGUUUCAGUUUGCAUAUCACAUAAAUCAGUGUAUUUCUGGGCGACUUGGUUGGACAUGUGUCCUGUCUGAAGAGAUGAUUUCUUUGUCGUCCUGCAGUGGCGCUGUGAUCAGAAAUCAGAACAGAUUUGAGUAAGAUCUAACCUGGUUUUAGAAGAUCUUGGUUCCAUCCUCUUCUCGAAUGACCUACCUUCUAUCCGGGGGGAAUACUUCCUUAUAAAGGGCUAAUGGGGAUGUGCGGCCGAACGGGGUCGUAUAAGUUAAUCCAAGCACCCCCCCGGGUCUUCUACCAACUUAUUUAAUGGACCGGUGUUUUGUUGUUGCAGUUCCAACAGCUCCACCUUCCAAACUCGGUAUCGUCAUUCUUGAUUCUCAGAGCCUAUUGAUUCAUUGGGAUGAAGUGGCCCCGGACCACCGAAAUGGCAUCAUUCAAGGAUACGCACUUAAGUAUUCAUCUUUGACGAAUGGCACCGGUGCUGUGAUCACUCUGGGAGAAUAUGACUUUUCUUUUAAGCUAAAGUCGCUUCACAAGGCCUCCGUCUAUGAGAUUCGUGUUUGGGCUUUCACGCGGGUUGGACCUGGUAAUUUUGCAUCGCAGACUGUUAUGACGGAAGAGGACGGUAAGCGGAAUGCUUCUCUUCAUCAGGGGUCGUUUCCUUCGCCUAGUUUCAAACCGAGAGGGGCUGGGUACGAGUCCGUUUAUUAUGGGAUAAACAACAUGAGACCCGUUUAGUCGGUAAAAGCACAUUGAAAUUAGCAACAUUCUCAAGAUUGGUCUUUAUCAGGCCUAUAUUGAACGAGACUACAUUCAUUCAAAAACUCCAAAAUUUACUAAGAAAUAUGUUGACGUCCCGGACGGUGUGUUUGGUAACCCAUACCUCUCUUAUAAACUCUCAAGUUUUUAAAUAGCUGUAUCCUGUUCAACAUUGGCCCGAUCGACACCAAACUUCAGAUUUUUCGUAACAUCAAUGUGCUCUUUCUUACCAUGUGGGUCUCGUCUUGUUCAUCCCAUGAUAAACCGGCUUUUACCCAGCCCCUCUCGGUUUGAAACUAGACAAUGUGGCCUGUGUUCUCAUAUAGAUCGUGCUCGACUAUACAGGGGCGAUGGGGCGGAACAAAGAGCGUGACCUAUGAUACUACAAACCAAAGGCUGUUAAAAUUUGCGUGACGGGAUUACACCCUAAAAAACGUGUAAACGUGUUGUUCAUCCUGCUUUCAAAAUAGCUGUAUUUCACGUCGUAAACUCUGCUGACCAUCCAUUUUUCAUUCACAGUUCCCAGUCAACCACCACCCAACAUUGAAGCUCAAAAUCACACAAGUUUAACAACAAUACCCAUUUUCUGGGAACCAGUUCCCACUGAAUUCCUUCACGGUUUUUUAGCUGGGUAUCGUGUGACCUACCAAGCUGUAAAGAUUGGCGACUUAACAGCGGAAGGUGAUCUUAUCAGUGAAGAUGUUGGACGAUCAAUUACUUCUAUAACGUUACAGGACCUCGAACCUCUUGCGGUUUAUAAGAUAACUGUGGCCGCAAGAACUAACAAGGGAGCUGGGCCCGAGGGUAUCACGUUUGGAGGUGAGUCAUGCGCCGAUCAAUAGAUCAUUUUACAGUUGUGGACUUAGUACCCUAGCCUUCGAGUGAAUGUGAGGCUGACGGUGACCUUGUUCCUUUGCUUUGUUAUGGAAAUUGAUUUACAUAAUAAGGCAGGAAGGUUUGUAUCAAAACAAGGUCACUGUCAGCCUCGCUUCCAUCCAUAACUGUAAAAUGGCCUAUUUGAAACUUCAAUGUGCCCCAGGCAAACCCCGACUCCGAGUGACUUCUCACGAUUCCUCUGAAGUGUAGACGUUGGUCGCAGGCUACAGACCUUUAUGCACCACGAAUCAUCAGGUUGAAGGUCAAGUGCGCCAACUACAGCACGGUGUCUUUAGGUAUAGAUGAGAAGACUGUGACAUUCAAGCGUUCCAUUAGGGGUAGAACUCUUAAUUACUUAUAGAUUAUGUUACUAUACUUAGCGGUGGCAACAACAUUGCCUGCCACAAGUUGCCGUCCCAUAUCCACUUCGAAGGACCAUGUUCAGUUAUCUUUUCCGAACAGAGCAUCAUUCUGCAACUUUUUCCGUUAACACCCUUGGUCAGGAUGGUUACCUCAACGGACCAACACAGUGUCUUACCAUCAGCUUAACAAACAAACUUUUAUCUGUUUAACAGAGACAUGUCGAUGUCGUUCGCAUUUGACAACAAACUGGAGAAAUUAUCCCCCUUACGUGAACUUGAACUUCGGAAACCUCACGUCUGGUUAUUCUUCUGGUUUAAUAAUCCCGAAGCUGUUGACCCACGUCGUGGAUCAGUGCUGUGGGUGGUGUCAGGAACAUAACAGGUAAUCGGGUUUUAUUUUGUUGAUGUUUUUAAUGCCUAAUAAAAAUUAAAGGGCUCUGGAACCUCUUCGCCCGUGGGGGGACUCCGCAUAUAAAAGGGGUGGGGAUGCUCUUCGGAAAUUUUGAAUUAAACCCCUAAAGGAGACCGAUCUGGGCGUGGCCCAAGCUUUCUUGACCCCUAAAAGAGACCAUGUUAAAACACAGACAAUACAUAUAUUUGCAUAUUUUUUCACGUGCAACCCUAAACAAGACCUUCACGGCUAAAUAUGAUGGCGUUUUGCCCAAAAUACCCUAAAUGAGACCCAAAUCCGAAAUUUACACCCCUAAGCGAGACGACGAGCAUCCCCCCACCCCUUUCAUAUGCGGAGUCCACCCCCCGGGCCUCUUCUCAUGCAGACUUUUGUAUAGUAGAAAGCUUACUAGGCCAUUUCCAGCUUCCUGUGGAAAACUGACUAAUCUGUAGGUUGCGCGCCCGCCAAUGUACGAUUUCCUGGAUCAACGUCAAACUGUGUUCCGUGUGACGCUGUGUUUGUCAUAAUUUUCUUCAAAACAAUGUCCUGAUGAGACAAUUAUUAGAUUCAAUUUUUUUGAUAUUCGAAAUAAUCAAGGUCUCGGGAAGUGUUAUCACCUGAGGCCGAUAAUAUUGCACCCAACGAUAAGCCUAAAACAUGUAUUUAAUCUAUCUGUACCGUGUCAUUCAUUUUUACAUCACUCUUCGCAGGUUAGGUUGGUUAGGUCUGGGAUGGGAUCAUGUAUUUUUCGGGGGGUGUCGAUCGAUGUAUCGACCGAUAUCUCGAUCGACAUAUCGGUCGCUUUGUCGGUCGAGUGUUGACCGAGUAUCGGCCGAGUGUCGGUCGAGACUUGGUCGAGUAUCGGUCGAGAGCCUGUCGAGUCUCGACCGAUAUGUUAGCGACACGCGGCCGCUACAGUCUAUCGGUCGAUACUCGGUCGAUAGUUGGUCGAUUCUCGGCCGAUACUUUGCCGACCUAUCAUGUACUUUCACCGGCGAGUCUUUUCUCAGGAGGAUUCCCUAAGCAUUAAUCUUUACAGCAGUUAGCACAUCUGUGCAAUCGCUUCUGUCUGAGAUGUUGAUGUGUUAAAAAAAAAAACUCUCUAAGGAUUUGAAUGGGAAUUAUUACACCAGGAAGGAAAUUAGAGUGUAAUCAUAUCAUUUACAUCAACAGAUCAAGGUUAGAUUUCAGGCUGAACGGAAAUAACCAGGCAGCCCAGCAGACAACCAUCGAGCAAUUUAGAAAAAACAUUGACAGCCAGACGGACUUCUCAUUCCCUGUAAUAGGCUACAAGUUACAAGACAGUUACAAGGGAGGGCUGGGGUAUUCGCCUUUCGUGGAAUCAGCGGGCGUGGUGUUUAUCGUGUAUACAGACAAUUCUAAUGUAAAAGAUACCAUGGUUUCGGCUCUUUUUGCUUGCUGGCCUAUUGUGCUGAUACCCUUUAUCAUGGCUUAUAUUGCUGGUUUCUGCAUUUGGGUGCUGGUACGUGCCUUCAUGUUUUUAUGUGUGUGCAAAUUGUGAUAAACAACCCUAUUCUGGAACCUUACGUCGCCUUAAAUUACAUAACUUUUUAAGAAAAUUUACCUUAAGUGGCCUUAAGUUACCGCUACUAAAGGUCCCACAGUCAAACCUUUCCACAACGUCCAUCAUAGUGAUUGAGGUACCUAGCUGUUGCUAGGGGUGGGGGUUGGUUUCGCACUGUAUAGGCGUUUUAAAAAGAUUGAACGUAGGUAUCUGUCGGGAUAAUAACCAGUGGUCGUUAUAAACCAUGUGGCCUUUGUUAGCGAUUCGGCUGUAUUCCAAAACACUUCUCAUAACAAAUUUAGCCGGUCAACUUACUUAUGUUCUAACAAAGACAGCUCAUCCGUCUAAGUAAUUUCAUUAUUUCCUUUGUUUGUUUGUUUGUUUUUUUCUUUCUUCAUUUCUUCAUUUAUUCAUUUAUUCAUUCAUAUAUAUAUUUAUUUAUUCAUUUAUUGACAGGACUCACAAUCAAACACCGAACACUUUCCAGGGUCAUUUCUCCGUGGAACUUGGGAAGGACUCUGGUGGGCCUAUGUUUCCAUGACAACCCUAGGGUAAGCCUUUUGUUGUUGUUGUUGUUGUUUUUUUUAUGCGUGACACACUGAUAUGAUUUUAUAUCUUUUACUUACUUUCUUUGAAGACUACGAACGCUUUAGCAUAUAUGAAACUAUCUAUCUAACUGUCAACUACCAAUCAAAUAUCAUAAACAUGAUGGCCGAAAAUGUUCUUUGUGCUCAUAGCUAUGGUGACCGCUGUCCAGCAGGUAACAUUGGGCGCGCUUUCGCCACUGUCUGGGUACUCAUAGGACUCGUGGUUGUCUCGCUGAUGACGGGUGCACUAACAACAGCAUUGACAUCGAUCACAGAGACUUCUGAGGUUCAGAUAUAUGGAUCUAAGGUAAAGAUGCCGGCCGAAUCACACGGUUUCGGUGGUGCUUUAUCACAGUUAACAGUCAUUAUUCCACGAGUGAGCGUUGGAUAUGAGUUGGCUAUAAUCAUCUCAUAUCCAACAACCGUGAGUGGAAUAAUUGUUUUAUUAAAAAUGCCCACAAAAUAUUGAGAAUUCUUCCCCACUUUAUUUGUAAAAACAACCGAUUUUUAGCUUGUUUUUAAUUUUGAGCAGACGCGUAAAGUUACCAUAUUUGCAGAGCAUGGUAUAAUGGCUCAUAUACCAUGAUGGCUAAGCCAAUCAGAGCUCUAGAAUUGUAUUAUCCCAUGAUUCAGGUUUUAAUAAUAAAGUAUAUACAGUGGAGCCUCAACGAAGUGCCAAGGGACCGGCAAAACAUGCUCUCUAUAAGGUGAUUUCGUUAUAUCGAGAUUCCUUUCCAUAAAUGUUACUAUUAUUGGGGUUAAAGAAAAUUGUUUUUUAUACCGAGGGCCUCGUUGUAAUUAUAGAGGUUCGUUUAAUCGAGGUUCCAGUGUAUACUUGUAACUCAGUUGAUGUCUAACUGAAAUCGCUAUGAGGGCUUUUCAUAGUAGACCGGUUCCAGCCGAAUAUUACCGGCGUGUUCUUGUGUCCCGGACAACCAUUUCAGCUUCAGGAUGGUACACAUAGCAUUGAAGUCGGACAUUGAAGUUACACCAGAAGCUGUCAGUAUACAACCCGAUGUCUGUAUCAACGUGCAAUGGACGACAAAAAAAGUCGAGACACAAACAGGAAAACAAGACAAUAAUGCGGAGCCCACCCCCACCCCCAAACCACUGUUAACUUUUUUGUUACUGUCGUUUCCUAUAGCUAUGGUAUAAACAGCAGUACAAUAUCUUUUGUGGGAUAUUAGCGAGAUGGAAGGCUAGCUUUUUUUUCCAUUUUUAAAGGAGAUAGUCCCUUAAAACGCGAAAACGGCCGUUUAGUACAAAGUGUCCCUUUUAGUCGGAAACUUCUUUACAUCAUCAUUUAUUUUGUCGUUUUUUUAGAUUGGAGCAAUUCAUGGUUCACCCGAGUAUAAUCUCGGAAUCAGGAGAAAUGCGAUUAUGAACAAAGGUGAGAGAAGCAUUUGAUGUUUUUAUCAGGGUGCAUGACAUUUGUUUAUACAUUUCUUUGCUGUCACUGCGCGAUUACGACGUGAAAACGCCUAAUUCACCACUUGCACAUCUCCCAUAAUACUCUUUGUUUGUCCCCCAAAAUUUUGCAUAACCUUUGUUUUUCAUUUCUCCUGGAUAUAACAGCCGUCCCAAGAGAAAUUGAAAACAAUGCUUGUACAAAAAUUUGUUGGGCAAGUAAGGUGCAUUAUGGGAGAUGUGCAAGUGGCGAAUUGCACGUUUUAUGGAGGACGGUAAACAAGUGAAGACGAAAUUUUCUCUCUUUCUAAACUUGAGUGCAGUCCCCAAGAAGUCAACUCCGGCGACAAAACGCGAGUUCAUUUUAAAAUUGACGUUUCCGCUGCCGUCGCCCCGUCAAUGCUUCUUAGGUUCCUAUUCAAAUGAGUUAACAACAAGAAGCGCCAGCAGUGCUAGUGGUUAUAGUGGUUGGUUUAUAGGUGCAUGCCCACAAGUUCUCUGCAUCACAUACGUAACGCUUGUUUUUUAUGUAUAUCUUUAGACAAACAUUAUAACACCAUCAAGGAACUAGCCGAUGCUCUUUCCAACAGAGAAGUAGUCGGCGUCCUGAUAGACACAUACGCUGGCGCAACCCACAGAGAACUCUUCGCCAAUCCUUCAUUUAGAAUUGCGCAGAUCAUUGACCAUAAAACAGCUUACGGUGUAGUCAUUGGCGGAGACUCAAUGCGUCUACGUCAUUGUUUCUAUGGUUACAUGCGCUCUCAUCGAGCGGAGAUUUUUUCGCGGGUGAAAGAAUUGGUUAAGCCUAUUGAGGUGAGUCUUACCAUUUCUUUGUCUUGAUCCUCUCUGCCUUAAACGAUCACUUAUUAUGAAUCCACUCGGUUGUGGAUUUUAUUGGAUCUAAAGUCCUUUUUGGCCUUUAGAAAACUGUUCAUUGAGAAGCAAAACGCAAAAUCCGUUUUUGGAUUCAAGAAUCCCGAUUUGGAUUUCCUCAAACAAAAUGGACCCUUAUUAAGGCUUAAUCAUUAACUACAGUCAAACCCUGUUAAUGAGUAAUUUGCGACACCUUCGAUUCUUCACCAAACAGUCACACCCUGCUUUAUGGGCACCCGUUUAAUACGGCACAUAGUGCCCGGUGUGGUGGUCUAUCUCACUUUCACACUCAUGUAUGGGGGAAUCAUUACUCAUUCCUUCAUUAUAUACUUGUAAACUGCACCUUAAGCAGUCUUGCAAAGUCCCCCAACCAGUGUUGUAAAUUAUCCCUGAAAGACUUGAGGGGAGUGGAUAAUAUGAUAUUUACAUUUACAGUUUACAUUUACUCCUCAUUAUUACAGACAGUUUGCUUUGUUCCUGGGGAGAGAAAGUCCUUACAUUUUCUCUUAAUUCAACCCACUUAAUACAGGAACCCCAUUAAUACGGACACUUUCUAUGGCCCCCUCAGUGUCCGUAUUAACCGGGUUUGCUGUAUAACGUAUCUCUUUAUUUUCCAGGGAUCAGGUGUGUCCGAUAAACAAGUCGUUCAGGAAAUCUCCACUGGUUUAUUUGAUAGCGGCACCGAUCUUUUCCGUAACACGCUGCUCAUAAGCGCUACAUGCACCAUAGCGGCUGUGGUUUUGGGUCUUUGUUUUGACGCUGUGAGGAGGAUACGACAUCGAGCAAAAGUCGAUCAGAAUAAAGGUGAGGCGGUUCAUUGCCUUUGAUCGAAGCGAAAUGCAACCUACACGUAGCCUGCAAGAAAUUAAAGUUCUCCAUUUGGGAUUCAGCGCGAGAAUUGAGGGCGCACGCGUAGGAAGCUAGCGGAGCAAGGCGUGGGAACGAGAUACAAUUUGUGCUCGCUCUUGUAUAUCCCUUGUUUUGUACUGUUUAAAAAAUGAGCAUGAUUGUAUUAUCAGGCUUAAAAACUCGAGGCAAAGCCGCGAGUAUUUAAACCUGAUAAUACACGACUAUCAUCAACAACAUCAUCAUCAUGUUUAUUAUCAUCAUCACCAUCGUCAUCAUCACCAUCGUCAUCAUCAUCAUCAUUAUCACCAUCAUCACUUCCUGCGAUCUACAAUCGACUGCAACGGUUAAUGAUAAACUCGUGACCCUCUUUUCAAUAACUUAAUUAUGAUAGAUUGUAGUACUUUAUAAUGAGAAAUGCCUUUGAUACUUCAUACAGGUUUAUCAGUUCACAAAGAAAAGAUGAUUAAAGAAAUGAGGUUGACAGUGAAAGAUUUCUGCCAACAUUCGACAAACACUCUAAGUGUUAUGAAGGCAAAGUACAAGAAGGAACUUCUCAAACGCGCGAAGCAUUCUUCAAUGAGAGAAAACAGGAUAUUUUCUACAUCUACAGUUUCUUCAGCUUUUAAAUCCAAAGAAGUCGUUGACAUUUCCGUUAUCAAUUUGGAAAAUAAUAAAAACGAAGACUCUAAAUGUUAAAUGUAUCAGGUAUUAAGAGCUAAAUAACAUGAUGUUGGCAUGUUGACUGUUCCAGGUUGUUCUUAGCGUAUUUUAGUUAAGAUUCGGUCCAUUUUAAGCUACAUUGUGUAGAUGCGUGCCGCGAAGCUACUUGUACCCUGGCUUUCUUAAGGAAAAUAAAAUUGAAAAAUGACUCAGUAAAAA
Molecule: messenger RNA, 69945 nt
Organism: Porites lobata
Lineage: Eukaryota; Metazoa; Cnidaria; Anthozoa; Scleractinia; Poritidae
Source: the annotation of a GenBank genome assembly